Molecule: messenger RNA, 45299 nt
Organism: Spirometra erinaceieuropaei
Lineage: Eukaryota; Metazoa; Platyhelminthes; Cestoda; Diphyllobothriidea; Diphyllobothriidae
Source: the annotation of a GenBank genome assembly
AUGGAGGGUAUAAUGCCUUGGUUUCUAAUUGCCAACUUAUAGAUCAAGCUAGGCGGCGUCGCGUCAGUUCCGUGAAAUCAAAUAAACUUGAACUACUGCGCAAAAUCAAGGAGGCAAAACAGCGGGGCGAGCGGUUUGUCGUGGUGAGAAAUCGGUUGUAUUUUUUUAAUGUACAUAGGAAACAGAAGAAAAGCCCAUUUAUGAGACAGUGGACGAAAAAACAUACUCAAGGAUAGUCCAGGAACGUUUAGAGGAUGAUUGGAUUGUUGAUGAUGGUGAGUAUCAAGAUCGCUCUCACCCAUUUUCUCCUCCUCCCUGAUAACAUCGCACUUACGAAGGGUUAGCUCCUACUGUUAGUCUGUGACUGGUUUUGUGAUUGGCUGCCUCUUCCAGACAGUACGCGAGGGCACAAUCUGCCUGUCACAGGUCAGUUGUGCCCCGACAGCUGACCAGGUAACCAGCCUCAUACAAGCAGCCGAAUCUCAGCAGUCGGCGCAGGGCUGGUCAGGGUUAAUGCACCUGCACGUUCCAGCCAAUUCAUUUCCGUUUCUAAAUCUGUUCUUAACAUUUCCGUACUGCCCAUAAGUGAUCGCCGAUUGACCGCAUUGUUUUGGAAGAUAUUCCGUUAGAUUUAUGAAACUCAUGUUCCUUGAAACUCGUAUUUGCACUCCCAGAGGGCCUUGGAUACGCUGAUGACGGUCGUGAGAUUUUUGAUGACCACGAUGGCGAUGCGGAAGGUAGUCCUUCAACAAAGCGUUCCCGUCAGUCAGUUCCCAAGAAACGACUGAACCCGGAUAUCCGCGCUUCACCUCAAGCUCCUAAGCUCCACGCGUCUGGCACCAAGGAUAUCCGAAACAUGUUUGCCACGAGUGCAUCCCAAAAGUCCAAGCCAAACGUAAGGGUUAAUGGUAACUCUACGAUUUAUUGUGUUCAUUACUAUUAAAAAAGUUUACUUACUUCAUGCAUGUGUUACUUUUGGCCGAAAUCGUCUGCGUAGGGUUUUUUGAAGAUUCGAAUUCCUAAACACUGAUUUAAAGAUACUUAUAUGGAGUCCUAUUACCCGACUGAGGUCCUCCGGACUAUCACAUUUUCACGUUCAAUUUUUUAAUUUACAGUUUGGGACAUUGAUUUAUGGACAUUUUUAUGCCAAAUUAUCCUAUUUUCACUAGCGAAGAGAAUCUUUCGCAACUUUCCAUGUGCAACUGUUAAACCGGAUAUUAGUAUGAAGAAAUCGCCUCUCUCACCUGUCUUAGGUGCUUACAAUGAGCUCUUCGUACAUCUCAUCCACCAUUUGCGCCGAGGAAACCUAUAACCACGAAGUCAGUAAUCUAGAAGAGCGCCAUUCGAACGAUCAUGUCUGGAUUUUUGUCAUCAGCCGGCCAUACCCCUAUCCCAGGCCGAGGAUACUAGUCUUUUUAAUUGAUCAUUAAGCUAGGUGUUCUGCCAAAUGAGCCAUGGACCCAAUUCCUGUCACACGCACAGUUAAUACAGUCACACGAAAGUGGAAUUCACUAACCUUACCUGAUUCGAGUCGUGUUAAAACUGUUGCAUUUAGGACAGACAAAUAAGCUAAAUCUAUAACCGAUAGUCUUUGCUUCCUGGAGUUGGACUGACCGCCAGAAAACGACAAGUAAACCAGAAAUGAGCAUUUAAGUCGCUCCUGUUUUUGUUAGUUAUAUUGGUGGGAGGCGAUUUCUCGUCGGUAUCCCCUUUGGACCAGAGUCCCUAAGCAAAGGAACACCCGCAUUCCUUCUAAUCAGCAUAGACCAAUGGGCCCCACAUCUAUCAGUGAUCACCCAACUACCUCUCACAUGUUUUGAUAUUGCCACUCUUAAUUACGUUAUGACCAAUUCAGGCUGGCAAACCAGGCAAUUCAAAGACAGAUGAUGCCGCGCUGGAUGAUCUUCUCGCUGAAAUAGUAGGCGGAACUGCUACCAGGCGGCCUAGCGCGCCUCCCACAUCGGCAAGAAGGACUCAUUCAGAGCAGAAGAAAAGCAAGAGGACCGUUUCGGUGACAACUACCCCACCGACGACGCUUUCAACACAUAAGGAGACGCGGAAGAACCCUUUCUCCCUGAAAAAGCCAGUAAGGCGGGUGGGAGACGACCGGGAUGAUGAUGCUAAGUGUACGGAGCGCGUUUCAUUCUCUCAACCUGCCGCCAAACGCCCAACAUUGCCGCCACCAAAUGCAUCGAACAGGGUCACAAGAACAUCCCAGAAUUCAAGCAGUGAGUUUUUACAUUUCCUCCUCUCCUGACUGAGUAUAGUGCCUGGUGGUCGUUAAUUGUCAUUUUCGGUUCAUCCCGCUCACAACUUAAAGCAGAAAACAUUGGUGGGACUCCUUAUGAGUGUUCGCGACUAAAGGAAAUACUUAAGUAGGUGGGUACUUGAAAAUCGUCCCAGCAGCCUUCGCCAGUCCCGCUCUCAAGAAAGCACUCCGUGUACUUUAUUUAGUUCACGUUUUCUGUUGCAUAUUCCAAGUCUGUUACUUUUUGAAAAGAGCUCAGAAUAUUGAUUAGUUAAAAGUUAUUCGUGCGGCAUUCUUUUCUGGACAGCUUAUAUUAGAAACCACAGGAUAUUCCGAUUUUGAGAAAGUCAUUUUAUUCUGUCACAAUUUAAGGCGCCACUCGAGCUUUUGCAUAGUCUUAAGACCACCGAGGUAUCUGGAACAUUCCAUAAGUAUUUUCACUUUGCUGCGCAGAAACUUCUUAAGACCCGGUGGGUGCUAUGGCAGGUCCGGAAUAACUAGUUACCACUAAGAAAUCAGUGUAUACAUGUCAGCGCUUCGCAACGACAUUUUUAGUUCCUGACUAUUCUGCACUUUUGGACAUUCAUUCGCUAGACGGUGAAACCACUGGCAGAAGGCCUUUAGAAUUGGAUUUUGUAAAUCCUUUUUGUGCAUAUUAGUGGACGGGAUAUGGGCACUGAGAAGCAAGGCGAAAAUUUCGUCUUGGGUGACCGGAAAGUCAGCAUGCCACGGCGCAAGAAUUAUUGUUACUGUUAUUACUAUUACUAUCGGUAUUAGGACAUCGUUUGAGUAAACUUUCAGGCUCCGCGCCUACAGUGGUCGAAGGUCGACUAACGCUGCUACACUUCGCGCCCUUCCGCUCUCACCCCGCCCCUGACAAUGACUGCUAUUACCCACCCCACCCCCCUCCCCACAUUCCCACACCCCGCCCGUGUUUUAAGUAGAACUUUUAUCGAUUUUCUUAUCGCUGACGUGUUUUUCUUCUACCCCGUUCUCAUAUAACUGUACUGGCCCGACGAGAAUUUAUCGAAAGCUACGUAUGCUCGCCACCUCGUCGUCUGAUUACUGCUAUGGGAAUUUUCGCAACUCUAAACUUUUAUUGUUGAAUGAGCGUCGUUGUAGUUGUUAGUGACGUGACUCUAACCAUGCAUAAUCUGACGUCCUAAAUUGUCGUGUUUCUUGGCAGCGUUCAGUACAAGUGGACCUCAAUUAACUGCCUGACUCUUUUGUGCCAGGUAGUCUCCUCUAGAACUUUGGCCAAUAAGAACCUAACUAUAAGACUGCAGUUUUACAGUUAUCAGGUAUCAGCACUGUCACCAAGUCUUAGGAUAUUUUGUAGAGCAAUCUGUGCCAGAUCACAGCCAUCCACGCCCUGGUAGAAUCGCCUUUGUUGAUUAGCGACAAUCUAUUUGCCACGCAAGCCUGCUUAUAUUACAGCCGCUCCUCUGUCUAUCAUCAAUAGGCGCGCCGAGUAACCAGCAAUUAUGCUGAUAGCCAGACCUGCCUGCCUAAUUGAAGACCUGUUGUAAUUUCUUGAACAAUUUUUUACGAACUUUAAAAGGUGCCUUGACUAGUUCAAAAUAAAGCCUUUACAAGAACCAGAAUUGGAGAAAAUCCGGACAUCACAAAGCCUCUCGGGUGAUUUGAUGCCUCAUUGUAUGAAAACCAACGAGGAUCUGCUUGCCUGUCCGAACAGUAGUCUGAUAACUCUUACCUCAGCGGUCUCCCAUCGCAGUCUGUGCUGCUCACAUCCUCUUCUUCAAAGCCCUAUUUCUUCUGCCUUUCCAGUCCUCCCGGAGCAUCCUGAAACAUCAUUCGCGUCUAUUUUGGUCGACUGCAAUAGUAGAUUUAGUUUCGAGCCGUUGAGACAACAUGUCAAAGAGGGAAAUUCCCCUCGGAACUCACAGGCAUGAGGACUCCUUGUUUGUCAUGUACUCCGAGACAUUUUUCACUGGGAAUGUUAACAGUCACAUGGAAAGCUUUUGUGUGCGGCUCCGUUUUCAAUUUUAUUCACCAUCUUCUGAUGGCCAGAAAGCUUACAAGUAGGCCUACUGAAAUUUGCUGCCUCCGCGUGUAAUCUUCCUCAAUGUCCAGUUGACAGGUGUCAGAUGCAAUUUCACUUGAAAUCUUAAGUUAGACUCCUACUACCUCCGUGCUUCUGAAAUGAACCUAUUGUUUGAAGUUCUCCACUGAAGCAGAGGAAGAAGAAUAAAGUUGCCCUAUUUAAGUGCCUGAGGUCUGGGAAGAAUGGUUACCUUGGUUAAUCAACCCCUCAUCAUCACUUCUUUACUCCCCAGCCUCCUCUUCUCAACCCAAACCCGAACCCAUGGAUUUGACGAAAGAGCCAGAAGGGAGUUUGGUGAUGCAGGUGCCUGAAAAUGAAAAAGAGAUGGUCGCGGCCACCGAUGAGUUUUCCUCUUGUCUGGAAGAUGACGACGAUAGCGAGGGUGAACCUUCGACCGUGACUUCAGCCGACGUCGUAGCUCCCUGGAUGGCUGAAGAAGGCGAAGUGGCCGAUGGAGAGAAUGGCCUUUCGGCGUUGGAUUACACCGACGAAAAGGACAACGAAAGGCUCAAUUUCUUUUGGUUCGAUGCGUACGAAGAUUCGAAAAACCAACCUGGUGGGCUGAAUUGUCCUCCGCUUUCAUUUCUUCUUUACUAUCGCCAACAGUUUGGCUGAUAGGUUUUUUUUAUAGGAUUACCUACAAAGGCAUAUCGCUUCCACGUACUGCAUAAUUUGUUUUCCACGUUAUGAGAAGGAUAGGUUGGCUUUCUGGUUUCUCCUUUAUAUACUGCACCUGGCAUAGCGUGUCGACUAGCCGUUUGAAGUAUUUAAUGCCUUUAUCCUGAAAGUGCAAACAACUGGCAUAUUGUUAAAAAAGGGAUUAGUUUAUCGCAAUACUUGUAAGCACUUUAAAACUGAGGCCAGAAUGCAAAAUCCAGAGCUGGGCGCGUUGUUAGAUAUUUCGGGGAAGCUAAAACAAGGGGUCCCUAAAACAGCGUAGUCGGGGGAAACCUCAUUUGGUGUCCGACAACCUUCAGCUACGUCAUAGUACAGUAUCUGCCUGUUUCCUGUUAAUGAAUUAGCGAUCCGCCAGUUCAAUGACCAGCUACUGGCAACGCCAGUGCCGUGCUUGCUUAUUCGAGUUUUUGCUAGCCCGUUUUUUGCUAUUCCAGCCGUGGGGGAAGUGAGCCUAACGUUUGUAACGAUUGAGCACCCCAGUUCUCCAAAAUGUGGAAUAAUUACCAGGUUUCAGCACAUGUCUCCAUCUUGUCCUAUCUUUGCUUUAGAAACAUGACAAGUACUUAAGUAUGCCAAGCGGAUUACCGGGCUCUUGAAAUUGAGUCGCCCAUAUAAAUUGUCCUGCAUUAACACAGAAAACAGAUACUUUGCCAACCGAAACUGCACUGUUUCUCCUUUAUUCACGCUCGUUAAUUAUUGAUACUGUCUGCUGGCCACAUCCUCUGCUAAUGAAAAAAUUGAUGUUCUUGCGAUAAGUACGUGGUUCAAUGAUAAUGAAGUCGCUAUCUUCGCUUUUGUCCAGACUGUGGUUUUUAAAGAUUUUUUCCGAUAAUUGCGUCCAUUUCACAACAAGGGUGCACUCUCCAUUUUCCUUCCUCUAGCAGCCAGCUUCUUCUAAAAAUUGCAUUAAAAUGAAAUAAGUAGAAUGCACACGACGAACCUUUGUAAUCACAAACUCCGUCAGGGGUAGACGGCCUUGACGAACUUGUUCAGCCACAAUGCGCAAAUGCGUGUGGGUCUGGUCCAGUACCUGUUCACUUGGCUUGCCUAAGAGUAGGGCGUAAACACAGGCCCUGCCAACCUCCGCAGCAAGGCGACACCAAUCGCGACGCACAAUGUCCAGACCCUUCAACUCGGCCUUUGUGGGUGGGGGCGGCAAUGCGGCGACUGUGCCCUUCUGCUCCUGAGAGGACUGCUGCCGUGCACGUAGCUUUUCAGCGUACGUCAGGGGAUUGACGAUGGAGAGGGCUGCAUACUUCUUCUUGGCCAACAAAAGCAUCGCUGCAAAGACGCCAUCAGUAUCGAGUUCCACCAGGCGGAAGCGCCGGUUAACCUCGUGUUUUACCUUCUCACCAAUGGCGAGGGCAUUGAGCAAAUCUUUGGAGUUUGUGUUGACCAUGAUGGAGUCUGUGUCACCGUAAAUCACCCAAAGUGAAGGGUGUUGAAACGCAAUGAAGUAGGCAGGCAGAAGGAGGGAGAAGAGAGAAUAAAGGUAAUGAGAGGUGAAUAAGGCGUAGCGGCAACGGGAAAGAAGACGAGAAAGGAAAAUAGGGACGAGAAAAGUCUGCCGACAGUGGGAAUAUAGACCACACCGGUCGAAUGAUAUGGGAGCUAUAGAAGGCCCCAAAGUAGACCCAGGUUUGAACGGUGGAUUCACGUUCAUUUGCCGUCCUCAGCAAGCGAUAAUCGAGCUUUAAACCUGUCAACUUCGGGAAUUAAGUCCGCAUUUUUUUGCCUGGUCAAUUAUGCGCCUAUAGGUCACGUAAUAUUUGAAUACGUAAACAACUUGUAUACGUAAAGGGCAAUCCAGCAACAACAAAAUUGUGCUCACUGCAGAUUCUUUCACAAAGUUCUUCGUUAGUUUUGGCCUACCCUCUUACUCGUUCCUGUCAUCCCACGCUUUUCUAGGCUGCUGCACUUAUUCAUAUGCUUUUUUUAAAACUUAACUCCCUCACCAGUUGGCAAUCUUUGGAUGCCUAGGAAAAUCGCCUCUAGACCGUAAACUGAUAGAUGCUGAUCUUUUGGAUUAUACUUCUUUCUCGAACAUCUUGGACAACAGACAACUAGAACCAUGCGGAAUCUGUUACCAAGAAUGAUUCAACAAGGAUGCCCCGCACCUUUAGGCACCAGAAUCCAUCGGCAAGUUGGAUUAAAACACCGGUCCGUUUACUGUCAAUGGCGCUUUUGCAUCACCUGGCCAUUCCUCGGUUCUGCUAAUAAUUCACCGUCCAUUUGCUUUACUAUUCAUCCACUUUUUACUGACCAAAACUUUAUAUCCUGCUGAAAUUCCGGGACACUCAAGUUGCAAGCCUAGCCUCCUUGUCCUUAAUGAUGACUUUGAACUGAAAACCGUGGUCUUUUUACCUCGUCUUCUUCAUGAUAAGUACAUGGCUUUUUUACAUCUGCACAUAGGUGUCGUAUUCCUUUUUGGCAAAGUGCGUUCGAAGGAUGAUCCGAGCGGUUUCGUCAGUUGUUGCAUCCGUGUUAAGGACCUUGAACGCCGAUUAUUCUUUCUUCCGAGACCUUCUAUGGUGAGUUGUGUCUUCGAAUGCACAACUUUCCUUCACAAACCAACUUCCGUUUCAUUUUAUGGCAUCUGGUGGAGCCCGUUCGCGCGUACUGAGCCGUAGGGAAGAGGUCGUAUGCACUAGCUCAUGCCCCUCGUCCCUCCGACUGCACCAGAACUGAUCGACUCCCCACUCCUACUGCCGUACAUGCGUGUGACACUCCUUAGACGAAGACUUUCACUUCGCACCAGCCGCUGCCGCCCCAUCUUAUCACUAGUCGGCUGACAUAAUCGGACACUAUGCUUAUGCAUGGUAAAGAGAAGACAGAGGAAGGCCGUUAUUAAAGAGAAAUCCAUCCUCCUUGCCAUACUAAAUCGGAAACCCUUGACUCUGUCACGAUGCGCUAGCAAGCGUGACUUCGACAGUUGCCGACUGAUUGGGUAACGCGGUCCCAGUCAAGUCUGACAGUCGAACUGCGGUCACCCUUCACUACUUUGACAUUUAUUGCAAUCAUGUACAAUCCGAGCCCCAUCCAAUAUGUUGCCUGGUACGUAUUCCGUGAGGUACCAGGUCGUGCGUGACACGCAUAGAUGAGAUGAGAUGUUUUGAUUUGCCAGGCACUGCGCCCACCUUCCGUCGGUUUACAUGUUCUCGCCAUCCAAAUUUGGUGGGCGUGGGAAGAGAACGUGCAGCGCAGCUUCUCUUCACUGUUACGCGCAAGCCUCGUAGAGCAGUGGUGGACCUCGUGGUUCUUUGUGAGGUAUGAGCACUUAAACAUCACGCGUGGCUGAAAUUCGUGCAGCCGUAACUUGAGUAUUCUCUCCCAUCCAUUGACGGUAAACGCCCGCGCUCUCGAGGCCUAGUAGGCCGCAGAAGCGACCGAAUUUCUUCCUUUGUCACGAAUGAAUCAAGUUGUUUGACCACGGCAUAUUAAUAGCAUGAAGUAGUCUCUCGGACUUGCGCCAAAAAUUAAUCUGGUGUCACUUCCUUAUUCCACUUUUAUAGGCUGAACAAGAAUUUACAGUCAAGGACGUUUACCAGGAGCUCCGCGAAUUGACGGGAAAGUGGAAGAUUGGAAAGUUCAAAUGCAAGGUUAGGCGGUAGCUUGCAACAGAGUCAAUUGUAGCUUAUGCAUGUAUUGCUCGUUAUCUGCUAUUGCUAUUGUUUUCUAUGACGCCAAAGAUGUUUCCAUUGGUAAGCAUUCCUUUCCCUCCCUUGGUGCCUACCAUGCGUGCAUAAUUUUCCAAUCCCCUUAUCUCCCCCUCCUUCAGCCAACCAUCAAGAAGUAUGCUUUUGAGCUUGCCGAUGUGCCAUCGGAGGCAGAGUAUUUGGAAGUGCGCUACUCUGUCGCAUUCCCUGCCCUCCCUGCGGAUCUUUCUGGGCAAACCUUCUCUAGGGUAUUUGGCGCCAACACCUCCUUGUAAGUUGUUCGUUUUUAGUUUCCUUCCGCCCGACUUCAAUUUAAAUUUUGCUCCUAAUCGGUAGGAAGGAGUGUAUUCCUGGCAUUCACACUAAACUUACGUUUUCGAUAAGUUGACAGCGUCUCCCUUUGUGGCCAGUCAGUCGCAUCGCUUUUUAGCACGCGACAGUAUGCGGGGUCAAUAUAUUGACAAAAAGAGCGCAACCGCAUAUUCUCCAGUUUCUACUAACCCCGUCAAUGUGUCGCUCUGUUAGUUCCGUCUCGCGGUUUUGGUGAUCACUAUCUGCACUAUUUUCCAGGACCAUUUUAGCUACCAAAGGUAAUGCGGAGGAGGUGUUUGGGGGUAAAACGCGGGAACGGGGACCUCACCCCCGGUUGCGGCAAUACAGUUGGUCUUGCGCAAAAUUCCAGAAAGGUUACCUAUUCGCGUGUCGUGGCCCCAACACCAACCAUAACCUUUGCUCUAACCCUAAUCUCCCCGAAAAUUGGCGCAAGGUCCCCGGAAUACCAGGGGGGAGGGGGAGUGGGUUUCUAUUCUGUCGUACCGUCUUAUUCAGGAUAUUUACUUAUUUUUUUUCACGCACAAACAAUUUACGAUGGACUGGCUGUUGCAAGUAGGACUUCGCGCUUAGCUUCUACGCAACUUCUUCGGCUUUGGGUUCACCGUAAUUUCUAGUUGACUGAUGGCAAUGGGUUGCUACCAGUACGAAUUACCUGCUUGACUCUGCCAUAUAAUAUGGGACUAUUCAUGUGCAACUAAUGAUGUUAGAUUAAGGAGCGUGGGGCCUUUUGAGCAAUAUGCUCUUUACGUCUACCUGUAUCGGAUGGCAGUUUAGCCAUAACCCGAACCAUAUCGUCAACCCUACUCUCCCUGCAUAUUAGCAGAAGACCCCCAGGAAUAAGGGGGGAGGAUUGGUGGCCCACAAACGAGUUUUCAGGAAUUUCCUUUGUUUGUAAACCGAACCAAGGUAGACUCUCCACCUCCUCCUCCUCCUCCUCCUCCUCCUCCUCCAAUAUUUCAUUUAAAACUUUACUAAGAAGUUGUACGUAACCAGACAAAGAGGAUUAGAGGGGUCAUUUCUGGCUUCCAAACCGGGGCAAGCAGAUAAGAGGUUCGGAUCCGCUUCAUUUGGUAAACAAGUACUCGAGUCAACCACUCUAUCACCUAGUUCACAGGUCCAUGUAAUACAAAACAUGACCGGAGAUAUUCAAAGUCACAUGGGAUUGGCGUUCAUUAAAACAAAACGAGGUCGUCCUCACUUCAUCCCACAGUCAGGGCAUAUCGGCGGACACAUGAGGAAUGCCAUGAUCUAUAGGUUUCAUUGACUGAAGCAGUUGGUCUAUUGCAGAAUUUGAAAGAUGGUCUUGUGUGAUGUCGUUAAUAAAAAAAAACUAUCAGCCCGUUAAUUUUCCGCUGUAUUUUUUACUCAGCCUGGAGAACCUAAUACUCGACCUUCGUUUGCGCGGACCCUGUUGGUUGGAACUAACUGGGGCAGGUAAGUUGAGUCUGGGUUUACUUUUGUUUGCGCUCUCUUACUGCCAAAAAUGCUACCGGCCCUGAUUAGUUAAAUCGACUGCCCCCGUUUGCUUCUUAGACUGCAGCCAGGACAUUAAUAGCGGUAUCGUACAAGCUACCGGCAACAUUCUGCCCCCCGACGACCUUGCUUCAGUCAGCUUGCACAUUUGAAGCAUGGGGGGAGAAGUCCCCUCUGCCAUCUGUACUGACCUUGGGGGUGUAUACCCUCUUGCAUUUUAGAAAAUGACGUUACUGGAAGCUGUGGAAACUGCUAUCUGAACAGCCUAUGCCUUGAGAACGUGAGAGAGGGAGGUCACAAGAUUGUCGUUCAUCCGCCAGAUGUGACGCAAGUCACGUCAGGUGUGGGGGGAAUGACUUCUCAGCAAUUAGGUCAGAGUGAGGAGGGUCGAAAUUGUCAUUGAAGAUCCGGUUACCAAGGUGUUAUGCCGUUGCAAAAUGUUGUCGUACUGUGGUAUCAACUAGAAAAAGAACCAAGAGACACCGCCAACAGAAGUAAUGCAGACGAGACGAGGACUGAAAGAAUGCCCGAGAGCAGCAAAAGAUAAGGGAGAGCAUACGCGCAUCUGUAAGCCUUCACGUUAUUGGCUAGUGGUGUAAUAGAUAAAUGUUGACGUCGAAUGCAAAGGUAGUUUACGAAUCUUGUCAAAAGUGGAUUCGACAUGGUGUGAGAUUGGAGGAAUGAAAGACAGGCUAACACCAAGGGGCAUGUCAUAGGAUUCGGGAAUGGGAGAUGGUCUCAGUCGAAUGGCACACCGAACUGACUUCCAAUUAUUACGUAGAAGACCGUUUUGUGACGGCCAUGCUCAGAUAUGAUGCAAGCCAAUCUUAAGGGGUUGGAGCUCGACCUUGUUUCUGACAGAAUAACUAACAUGAAUGUCAUCAACAUAGUAGGUGUAUAAAAAAUCUAUGAAUAGCCCCAGAUCCUCGAUAUGAAACGAAAAAAAGGGAAGAUAAGAUGUAACCCUAAAAUAUUCCACGACUACUAGGACAAACAAGGGGUUUGUAGCUGUCAGACCAAACAAACUAACUGCGGAAAGAGAAACAAUCUUAAAGCCAGGCGAAGAUGCAACCGGAAUAGCCACACUCGGAUGUUUCCUUUAGGAUAACGUGAUGCGCAGAGCAGAGGGCUAAUCAAGAAGUGCUCAUGCGUACGCAAGACAACUCUUGUGUUCGUCUCGCACAUCCUAGUGGAUCACAAGUGCAAUGAAGUCUAUAUUGCUGCAGCCUGCUUUAUAUACUUAAUAUAGGGAGACCACGAGUUCAAAAGAAAAUACGAAAAAGCGACAGGCCAGAAGGAUUUAGAGUCAAAGUUAUUAGGUUUUUUAAGGGUACGAGCGAUUCCGACAAUGUCAAUCGCAAGGCAGCUUAGGUACCUCGAGAGACAGGUCAGUUUAUUAAAACGGGUGCAGAAUUCAAGGAAAAGUGGUGGGGGACUAACUGAUCCAGCAGUUGUUGACGUCUCCCAGAUGCUUCUCGAAUACAUACAUCCACCGACACAGGACACAAGGCACGUGGUGGUGGUGGAAAGUCGUUUGGCGAAAUAUUGGGCUAACUGGCAUGAGAGUUAAAAUGUUGACUUACUGUCUUUAAGUCUUCAUUUACGUAGACUGUUGCUGUUCGUUGACCAGUGGCCAGAUGCCUCCAAAUACCCGGGGAAGAAUAGGAAAAAGAUGUGGAAGUGGAAGGAAUGCUUGCCAAAUCGGUCGUCUAGCCUACCGAUUUCCCACUUUUCUAACACCUUAAGUUUCUUCAGGCCGCCACACAGGCCUUAUUUUUAGAGAGUUUCCCCCUGGUGUUGUAAACCCUUGGGCAGAGGGACGGACAACCGAUUUCAAGGAUUUCAUUUGAAAAUGUGAGAUAGAGCAUUGGUACACAUUUGAAAGUUUAAAGUGAAUAAUCGUAGAAUGCAGAAGCAGACACAUGUUUUGGAGACGUCGCAAAGCGUCUUUUUCUGCUCAGGUUUGGUUAACACUGCCUGUUGAGGAUGUAAAUAAAUGUUGCCCGACCUAAUGUGAUAGAAUAAACUGAAAGGUAUCUGCAAUGGACAGCAGGUUUUUCGGUCGACACUCAAGUGCGAAUUGCCACCCACGGCCGUGCUUUUUAACGUAGAUACUUUUUUACCAAUUUCCAUUGAAAAAGAUAGGGAGGACUCAUAGAUGCGAUAUAUCUACUGCAAGUUGCGGCUGUCGGCAUAAUAGACCAUCCUGGAUGAAUCCGCAGCUCCUUAAGAUCUCUUGGUGGCCAUCCGGUGAGGAUGUUUUCACAUCCAAAUCUCUUGGGCAAAGUGGGCGUUAACCUAGCCCUAGAUUUCUGGAUACGCAGAGGUUUCUCUCCUGAGUAAAUAGCCUUUCGUCGUUGUCUAAGAGCAAACUUUACCCACUUACAUCACCCCAAAUAUCUCCCUGGCUACUCAAUUUGAUACAUGCUAACGUGGUCUGGUCGCGUCGGUCAUGCCCUGAAUCUCCUUACGUCGUAUUUUUGGGAGGUACGAUAAUGAAUGCCUUUCAACUCUACUGUAGAUUUAACCUUUUUGCAUCCUCGCAUGUUCAUUCCUUAUCUCCCGCCCAAUUGGCAGCUUCAUUCGUACAGCAAGGCACGUGCUCAUAUUCGCAUGAAGUUGCCUGCAUAUGUUGAUCACGACCGGGUUGCUACUGACUUCUGAAAGUAGUUACGUUUUUGUGCUAAGCAUCAAACCCCGGCGAACAUUGACCACUAUACAUAAACCUGUUUCCUUGUGCUUAGAAACGUUAACUUCAUCGAAUCUGCGUUCAUAAACCCCUGUUUUAUUCAUAUACCGAGGCUCUCUGGCCUUCUAUUGUUAAAAAAGUCCUGGUACCAUGUUAACUACACCCUCUCUAAAGGGACACCCAGGUAUGUGUGAUCAGCGGAACUGUGAUGCUUUCUGCAUAAAAGCGGUGACUAGAGAUCUUUGUGUGGAAGUGUGGUAGGACCCUCUUAUAAACUUUCGGUCUCAAUGUGAGCGAAUGUUUCAAUAGUCAUCGUUUAGGAUUCUUUCAUAGAUCGGGGUUUGACGACUCUCCACAGACCUUGCUGUUGUAGUCGUUACGAAACUUUUCUGUAAGCUCUUAAGCAAAACAGGUCGCCUAUUCUCUCGUGUCUGCUAUUCCCCUCUGAACAGCCGAUUCCCCAGGGCAUUGAGUCGUGAAUGAGAGGGCUGGUUAGGUCCUGAGACGAGAAAGCUUACUACUGAACGUCCCCAUUAGUGAACAGGUCAUUUCAAAACGCGAUUAAGGUAGGAACUGGAGGAACAAGGUCCUGACGACGAAACAGCCGGGGGCAAUCGUUAGAAUUCCAGACCCCUCAGCCACAUAAAUCAGUUAGAACCCAGUCGACCUAUUCUUUUUUUAGCUGACGGAGCUUCUACUCCACAAUUCGUGAAGACUUAGAUACCCUCCUCAAAUCAUAUGAUUAAUUAUGCUCCAUGCACUCGAUGAAGUUGCCAUUUUGACUAUUAUAAAACUAGGUCGUUGAGGUAGAAACCAACCUAAGUAGGCAGAAAUAAGAGGCCAGUCUCCGUACCUCUAUCUGCCAUUUUAACGCCUCUCUUCUCGCCUUCUUUGUAGUGCCCCUCCAGCCACAAAUAAGCUGGUGCAAGGUAGACUAUGACUUCUCCUACCAGAAACCCAACAGUAUAAUGAAGCUGAGCGACGCGAUUAGGGCUCGCGCGCCUGCCGCUGACGAUACGCGUUUGCAGUCAUUACCACCACCCCCUCUACGACUGGUUGCGUUGGAUAUAAAAUCGGUUGUCCGUCGCGAGACCAACUCCUCGGAGGUUAGUUUCCUUUUUAAGACGAGAAAGUUGAUAGCUGUCCACCUCCCCCCCUCCAUCGUAUCGAUACUUUUUUUUCGCUAAUGCAGUGAGCUAACAGCCAGGCCUCACUGAAGCGGGCGCGCAAUCCCAGACUAACCAUACUGAAGACAAAGAUCGCCUUUCAAGCUCUUUCUAAAAGCCCCAAAAUUGUUUUAGGCGAAAAAAGUGGAGCUGACUUUUCGGGCGACUGGCAUGUUUGAUUUAAAACUCUUCUGUCAGUGAAGGCGACUCUAUACCCUUUUAAGCAAUACCAGAGGGCCACGGCAAUGAACAGUGUUUUUUCGGUUUUAGAUAAUCGCCGUUGGCCUUUUAAUCGACAACCAUUGUUACCUUGAUCAGCCAGCGGGCUCAAAGACGUUCCAGUCACACUACCUGGGUAAGUUCCUCCUGCGGACUGCACACAUCCCUAGACUCUUGUGCCCCACUGGUUUGCCUCUAAUGCAACUACUUUGUUUAAAGUUUUGGCAAAAACGGUCGUCAGGGUAGACAGAUUUCCCGAAAAAGAGGCGGGUUUCCCGGCGUUAUGAAUGCUGCUCGGAGACUUUGGAUCUUUCUUGUUGAUGGUUCCAUUCUUCGGGUGGACGAUUGUUUUGCUCAUCUUGCACCUCCAUUUUCCAGUUGGAAAGUAUACGAAGGCACUAGGCGCUCAUCGCUUGCCCAUUUCUGGGUCAAGAGAUUCAAAGAAAGGGGCCACGGUCAGAAUCCUUCUGUCUUACAUGUCAUCCGUGCCCCUGCUGGCACCUCCGGAGAAUCCCGUGAUUGUACCUGUUGACGGAUCACUUGACCAUAGACUGGUGCGCCGUUCUUAGAGUGACCGACAGUUGCCUGUCAGCUGGUCAUGCCCCUGACCCCAGCUUACAAAUAUCCAUUGCUGGAAACUGGGAGUAUACAAAGUCAUGGUAUUCGCAGACAUAUCCUGAUUUCUCGGCUUUCUAUUUAGUCUUAGACCUCUUGUCAAAUGCCUCGCAGGUGGCCUCCAGUGCAUUUGGUCGGCCGACUUGUGAACAUCCCUGGCGUAGAAAAAAGUUUUGCCACCACAGUGGCACUCGGCUCCUGAAGACCGCUUUGGCAUUCUGAGGUUUACGUGUCCCACCUGUCUAGCUUCCACUCCUUCCCAAAUAAUUCCUUCGUUUACUUCUUUUCAUUGGCAACAGUAACCAUCGUCCCAUUACGCCUGACUUCCAGCUGGCGGAAAGUGGAAGGUGACAAGUCAUCAAUUUCUCUGAUUCACCUCCAUUAUUCGUCAAUGAACAGUUUUUGGAUGUCACUGUAUAUUAUUGCGGUUUAGAUAGCCAGUCACUGGAACCAUUUGCUUUUGAACUAGUGCAGGAUUACAUCGUUUUUUAAAAGAAAUAAGUAGUGGUCUGUCAGUGUCUUUUUCUUUUGCAUCCUCCAACGGGACACUUGCACCGUCUUUCUUUCCGUUCCUAGUUUUGUCUCCACCAAAGGGUUCCGUGCUGCCCUACGAUCUCUCCAAGAAGCUGCCCACUUGGGGUGCACAGUAUCAGCCACCAAAGUCCGUUGCAGCCACCGGCGACACCAACAGCGCUUUUUCCGGUGGCGUGGACAUCGAGCCGAACGAGAGGGCCCUCCUAGGGCGUCUACUGACACGCAUCCAUCGCCUCGAUCCAGACCUCAUCGUUGGCCACGAUCUGUGGGGCUAUCAGCUGGACCUUCUUCUACAUCGCCUUAACGCUCAUAAGGUCCCACACUGGCACAGGAUUAGCCGUCUACGAAGGUCGGCCGGCUAUUCCAUGAUCUUUUCACGGGUAGGUCUUCACGCAUGUCUGGUUAGAAGGGCUGACCGUUCACUGUAACAUUCCAAUUCACCUGCUGGAUCUAUUUGGGGCGGGAGUAUGCCACUUCGUUGAUAUCGGCCGAAAAAGGUGCAAAAAGUGCUCACCGCAGUCUCGUUUCUGCCGCUAGCCGUCUGGCCGAUCUAGAGUGUCCAUAUCCCGUCUUGCGAUCCGGAUAGCUUGGGGAGGGCCACUCUCAUGUGACUGCGUACUCCAACAGCCGACGGGGGGGGGUCCGUAGUUUAGCCUUUAGGGUGUACAGCCCAAUGCUGCAAUGGACCCCGAUUUAAAUCACUGAUUUUCUCAGCCUGGAAUUGAGGUGUGGCCAGCCGAUGACGUCAGACGUGUUACCAUCCAACUCUUCCUUGCAUUUACCUGUAAAAAUGUCUGGAUCUGUGAAGCAUGGCAGAGUUCAGUAUUGGUGUUCAGGACCGGAAUCAAUAUCAGCAUCUGAGUUGGAUGUUAACAGCUGCAGCAUACUCACCUAAUAUUCACUAAUGCCUCACAGGCUUAUCAAAUUUGUUCUUUUUGCCACCAGCAAUAGCGUUUUAGCGUCAUUACAUCUUAUACUACGCCGAGUUUUGUUGAAUGGUCGCCUAGGUAAAGUGCCUAUCUUCUAUACACACUUCCUGAUAUCUGGAAGUACUACAGUAUGUGACUUAACUUAUGCCACCUGAUUACAGAAAUUGAGAUGACCAUUUUUAGGCACAUAAAACGUACAACUAGCUCAUUCCGGAAAGUGUCUUUGUGCAAAGGACAGUCAGUGACCUAACUCAUAAAAGGUGUCGAAAUUUACGAAUGAUUGCUAAUCCGUCGCCAACCGACACCAAUGCGUGGACCAGUAAAGAACAUCUUCAAGGAAAUUAAAGACGUUAAAGAAAUGUUAAAGGUAGUAUUGCGUUGUUUAAAAAUACUAAUUUUUUUUAGAAAAGCGGCAAAUUCUGAAAACGUCAAAAUAUUUGUAAUUGUGUACAUUUCAGUUUUAUGUGUACAGAAGGCCUGUCCAUGCAAAACAUUGAGUAACUAUAACAGCACAAAUAUACUAAUAUCCGAAAAUAAUAUUUUAUUGCAGUUUACAUCUAAAUGUCCUUUAACGAUUAGUGUAAUUUCAAGUAUGGGGGUUUGCCAACAGCCUACAUUCCGAGUAGAGAUUCCAAAACGGUCUUCCGAGGAUUCGUGAUAUUCCUUACGCUUUUCAAUUGAGUGAGAUGCGGUUUAGUUAGGCCAACGGGAUAUUGCUUGAUUUCGCUGAUAGGGACGUCAAGGAACAAGUUUUCAUAAGGGCACAUGUUGCCAGGUGGGUCAGUGACUAAUAUAUUCAAAUAGAAUUGGCAAGUGUAAUUGUAAACAUGGCAUUUUUUGUAUAUAACGAGAACUUCCUCUGUGAAGUUAAUUUGCACUUUAAGUUUGUUUUGUAUCACGUUGGAUUUCAAAUCGGCCUUGAAAUGUCGCUGAACACUUCAUUAUUUUCAGUGUUAUGUGUUCGUUAAUAUCUUUAAAAUAAGACACCUCUUGAAGAUAUUUACUGAAGUGGUGCCUAUUUAGGCGUUCUUUUUCAUGCAGAAGGUAGUUCGGGGCACAUUUGUGGACUCACCCAAACGGGAAACCACAUCGUUAAAUAAAAUGAACGUCCAUAGCAAAAGUCAACAACGAAUAUUCUUCCAGUCAAUUAGAAACGGUUGUCAUCCAAGUUAGCUUUUCAAGGAGUGUUUCAGUACUGCAUUCCGUCGACGGAUGUCUGUGUACUUUACAUUUUUGCACGAUUAAACCGAGAAAAAAAUUUGACACUUGGCCGUUUCUUUUUACGCUGCUAAAAAAUACUGAUAUUUUGCUACCGAAAACGGAAGAAACUACCCUUCUCUUUAUAUUGCGUCCAUUUUCAAUAUCUUUGCUCACUGUUAGACUCCGUUCUACGAUUAUAAAUGUAUGGCGGAGUGGCCGUAAAAAUACAGAUAUUUUGCUGAAACUGUUAAUGUCUUGUUCCUUCCAUUUCUAAAUUACGUACAUGCAGAAAGUAGACCGAACGAAAAUCAGCGGACCCGUGCCCCAGUGGCUAGAGGUCGCGAGUUCGAGCCUCAGGUGUUCCAUACUUCGGGGUUUGAUAUGACUGGCUGACGACGGCUAAUAAGCCAGAAAUGGUCAUUCCAGUCGCCCUUGUCUUUGUCGGUAAUGGCAUUCUGCCUGUAUCAUGCGCCGCUGUGCGGCUGCUGGUUGGGCUCGAGAGAGAGAGAGAGUCCGUAAGGCACAACGGAACGAGUCAGUUCCGUAAGAACGAUCGGUGAGCGCCCCCUCUGCCAAGGUCUAAUGCGUUCAGAUCAGAAAAUGACUAUCUGGUAAUAGUUACUUUGAUGUCAAAACAGAAUUUUCCCACUGGCAAAACCGUUAGCUCAUUUAAAGGAAGGAUUGACUGCGUGUCUUAUUACUGCACCUCAGGGCACCAAAGCGACCUUUAAAGAUCGAUAAAGCGCCGGGUCCCCCAACAAUAACCUGUUGUUAGCAGACUGAUUCCGAACACAAUCGAUUUUCAAGUACGGCAAGUUUAAAUCUCGAGUUUACUCAUUGGGCAGAAAUUUUCACGCUUUCAACAUCGAACUCUUGAGAAAAUUAUUAUUUCUAUCCAGUGCAACAGUGCUUCCACUAUUUUGCGUUUUCAUCUAAGUAGAAGCCGUUUAUUAUUAGUUCGGCGUUUUGAUGGACGCAUCUGAGCUAGUUUGCGACUAAUGAUUUUUCGUUAAUCUGAACGUUGCACCAAGGCUAGUUGCCAUAGCAAAGGAUUGUUUGCCUCAAUGAGUUUUGAUUUUCUGAAUUUCCCCGUUAACACGCAUCGAAAGUGUGAAAGCACUUCCGACUUGAAUGAAGCUAAAACAGACAAUUCUGUUGCGUCCCUUUGUAGGGCUGGUUCGUGCGCAACGCCAUGCCUGGUCGCCUUGUCUGCGACAGCCGGGUCUCUGCGAAAGAGCUCAUUAGGUCACGUACAUACAACCUCAGUGAACUGGCGCACCAAGUGUUGCCUUCAAGUCAACAACAGAAACGCCAAAUUCCGCCCUCUGUGCGUGCCCAGUUCUCACAGUCGGUUGUCGCCAGCGACAGUAGUGGUAGCAGCCAAGAAUUCCUCUCGGGCAUUGACCUGGAAGUAGAUUCAGCUGACCUGCGCUGCCUCUUUGCCUCGUCUGCCCAUGUCAAGGACCUAAUUGACUUCUGCCUCUCGGACGCUCUCCUCGUGCUGCGACUUGUGCACCAACUGCAGGUACCCCAGGCCUCCUCCUCCUCUCACUACAACCACCACCACCACAAUCACUACACUCUUACAUUUCCCAAGUUUGCUCUUCGUCAUUUUGACACUAGAAACUUUUCAAUGUGUCAGAACCCUGACGUCCCCGUUCCUUUCAAUUGGAUCCAUAAUACUUAUGACUUUCACUAGGCCCAUCCUCCGUCACGUGGUUCUAUCACAUCAGUUGGUUUUUAACCAAAGCUACGUCUAAGACCGCCUCAUCACAUCCUACAACAGUAUGGCACGAUUCCGUUUUUCAGGCUUCUGGAUACCGCUACCACUUGGUGUUGACACCCCGUUAUCGGGACGACUUAUGAUGUAUGUUUGACAGUGGAAACCCACUGACUCACUCUCUGGGCCUUGAUAUACAGGCACGCCCUGUGGGAUAUCUCAGCUGACAGAUCAACCGAGGUGCAAGUUUAAUGUGGUUUCCUUCAAAGACAAUUGCAAAACCUGUCGGGAAAUCGAACUUAGGAUGGUUGUAGCGAAUCGUUCUCUAGCCAUGCAUUUGAGAAUUGAUUCCUUUGACGUCUCUGUUUUUAUCUGAAAGCUACUCGACGCCCGGUUAUUUGUCAAAGUGUGUAUUACUGGCAAGUAUAAUUGCUGUGCACAAUAUACGCUCCUCCAACGUCUGCAGAAGUGGCUAGCAGUACAGACAUGUGAAUGACUCGCUUGCUACAUUCUUAUCACUUAUAGGCUGGGGCAUUCGAAAAUUUUGGGUGUAUAUUAGAAACUCGGCAUAUGUAGUGAGCUUUCUAACCAGAUGACCAGCUAGACGAUCGUUCUCACUGCUGCCUACUUAUAGACAUUUCUGGCAAAAGAUGGCAGUUUUAACUUUGCUCAAAACGCAGAACCAUGUGUUAGACACGAUUGCUUCCUAAAAAUGUGAAAUUUCUAAAGCAUAUUGCAUUUCGGGGGUGACACCAGCUAGCCAUGCUGUCAGCGCGAUGAACACAAUGCCGGGAACCAAACUGGGUUUACUCACCUUGAUCAUUCCGAAGCGUGCCCCGCUUCCUUAUGAUGUUUGCUUCCACACACAUCAUUUUAAACGUUGCACCAUAUAUUAGAACUUCUCGCAUAAUAAACCAUUUUAUCUGCCCGUAUAAUUUCCGAUGUCGUGCCAGGGUCCAAAUGGCGUGUUUUGCAUUUUUUUGAGUUCAAACAACAAAUAAGGCUCGCAAGUUAUUAAACGUAGCAGAAUCUCACACACCAUCCCGAGAAACUAUACGUCGGUUUGUUUUUUAGUUUUGUGCAACAAGUAUAAAGUAAAAAAAACACGUGGUUCUCCAAUUCGAACAAGCACUGUUUACGAUCUCGUCUGGCUGACGACCAUCUCGUUGAGUAUCAUUCGAUAAAGCCAGCUUCGGCCGAUUGCGUGGUUCAACCAGCCAGGUCUUUCGUGGAACGCCACAAGAUCUCAAGGCCUGACCAACUGACUCCCUUUCGUCGUAUGUUUCGCAGCUUUGUUUUUGACCUCGGCACAAGUAGAUAUAUCCUGUUUCCUGUGCCAUUUAGGGUAGUGGGAGGAACGCCACCUCCGGCCAUAUAAAACGGUUUCAGACUCUUAUGCGAGGGAAAACAGAGGCGUCCCUUUCCAUCCUGAAGUCUGGAUAACCCAAUGCAUGCCAUUCCUAUGUGGCUGAAUUAUUCCUGGUCUCAUACGGCACGCCAUGCGACCAUAGCGCAAUGGAGGGCGGGUUGCUCUGUAGUAAACUCACUUGAGUCUAAGCCACAGUUGUGCAACCGGGGUUGCUUCAUCGAUGGCAAGGAAACCUGGAGAGGUCCAUUUCACUGUCCGUGUCUUCUUCGUAAGACUUUUUCACUAUUGGUCGUCAGUCGUCAUGCGAUCGCUUGCGUGGGCUGCAGAGCCCCAGCCACACGACAAAGCGGAAAUGCUCUCAUGCGUCCUGAAGGAUACCUGCCUGCCCUCAGCUCUUGUUCCUGAUCACUGUUGAAUUGAGAAGGCGAUCUUUCUACCAGCAACACUUCAUGCUGAUCGCGGUUAUUGGUCCUCGUUGAGCGAAAAAUUGCUGAUUUCCUCUCUGAUUUGCGCCUUACUGUACAUGCAAGUUUUCAUGCCACCCAUCCCCUAUUUCUAAUGAUUAUUCCUAACCAUGAAGGCGCUUCCGCUAGCCAAUCAAAUUACGACUAUCUGCGGCAAUGUGCUGAGUCGCACUCUUGCUGGCGGUCGGUCGGAGCGCAACGAGGCCCUUCUAUUGCAUGCUUUCAACGAGCAGGGCUACCUAGUGCCUGACCCGCCAGGCUUUGCUGGCCCUGCUGCGAAGGGCAAACGUGGUAGCAGCCAUCACGACCAAGACACGCUCGCGCAAGAGACGCUGGUUGAAGGGGAAGAGAACGCUGCCGGUGGUGGUGGUGGUGGGCGUCGUAAACCCGCGUACACCGGUGGUCUUGUUUUGGAGCCGAAAAAAGGUGAGUCCUCCCUUUUCCAUGCCCGUAUUCGAUUAGACUUGGGACAGCAAGGAUGGACUAACCGAUCGGUAAGGGUUUCAUCAAUUGACCACGAAUAAACUUCUGUUGAGGCCAAGUGGGACUGGGCAUGUAGGCUAAUUAUAAAAAUGUGUAGGGAAUGGAUAUAUAUACUCCCUUCCCUGAGCUGUCUUCCUACAAAGGGUUGGACACGAAAACAUGGACUGCUCGUACUACAUUGUGGCCUUGCCCUGAAUUCUAGGGGGCGUCUUUCCUUGUGUCUUAACUUUAGCCCUAGCCUUUAAACUAACCUUCCUAGCCCUGGUCCUAAAAAUCGCCCUGACACUAAGCCUUAGUCAUGUUCUAACUCCCUUGAAAUUUAGGGCAAGGCCACCUGUAAUACGGGAAUCCAUAUUCCCGUGCCCAACCCCACAAAGUGUCUUUUUAAUCUACCAAAGGAAGUUUUCAGCGCAAAUAUGUUUUUUCCCUUUUGUUUACUAAAAUGGCACAUUUCCUCUUCUAAAAGACCCCGUAUUACCACCAUACCCGCACUACAGUUGGCCUUACUCUUUAGUUCAUAGGGGGAGACACGCAUCUGUUUCCGCCCAAAAACUGAGCCAACACUGAAAUGGCACAUUUCCUCUCCUAAAAGACCCCGUAUUACCACCAUACCCGCACUACAGAUGGCCUUACUCUUUAGUUCAUAGGGGGGACACGCAUCUGUUUCCGCCCAAAAACUGAGCCAACACUGAAUCUUUUUCAUAGAAUGUUUUGAAAAAUUCCACCUAAGCCAUCCAUGUUUUUUGCCGGUUGUCCCACUGUCUGUCCGUCAGGACACUGAGUUCCUUUCGCAAGUACUCACGUUUUUAUUUGAAGUCGGAUUAAUUAGUUUCCUAAGUCAUACCAUAAGCGCCUCCCCGUCUUCUCCGUUUUAGGCUUCUAUGAUAGUUACAUUCUUCUGCUGGACUUCAACUCUCUCUACCCGUCCAUCAUUCAGGAGUUCAAUCUGUGCUUCACAACUAUGGAUCGGUCCUUCCUAGCCGCCACUUCCACAGAAGACGCCACACAGUCAGUACGUCAACAUAUAAGGCUUUCGCCCUCUUUCUCCCCCCUCCCGGGUUUUACUCGUGUUUCCUGCCCUAUGAAGUCUCACCUGCUCUGCGGGAACAUUACUCAUUGAGGCCCUCUUGACGGAUUUCCAAUUCGAAAAUUCGGCUGAACGAUUGAAUUAUGAAAAGCAUUACAACGGAAUCUGAGUGCCUACGUCGUUGGUGACAUUGCGUGUCGGAAUGGAUUGAUGGCGGCGUGUAAACCGGGACUGAUAGUUCUUUUAUCCUUGGUCUUUGUUGGCCACGGUUCCCUAAUAUCCCAGGGCAUAAGAUCCGAUUUCGAUCGUGCGGGACAUGCACAUAUUGUUAGCACAUGUUGGACGGAUGAGAUCGACGAUCGUAGGCCUAUACGCCACCGAAAUACUUUGCCAUAGAGUAUUAAGCCACCUUCAUAGCUGUCCCCUUCGCCGCAUCCAGUAGGUCGGCGUCGAGCGAGGGCAACAGCACCAAAUUUAUGCGACAACCAACAUGCCCAAGUCACCACACUUGUCGUUUUUGCGUGGGCUUGGAUGUCAUUGCGAUGUCAUCACAUCGAAUGUGAAAUGCCCCUUUCGAUGCAAAGUUUUCGCUCGUCCUCUAACUCUAGUUCACCAUUUAGUACCAUGAGGAAAGACUGUCGGGGUAGGAUGCCUGAUGUACGCGAGGCGUUUUCGGGACGCAUUCCUUCUUGGUAAAUCAAAGCAAUAAAUCAGACUGCCUCUGUGGUAGGGCGUUCUCCAGACCACUUUAUUUGCGCAAGCAUAUACACGGAGAAAUAAAGCACACAUAGGCUACCAUGCUUUUGCGAUAAUUAUGUGUUCCAAUAAGAUUUGAAGAUCUAUGCAGCACUUGGAGUUACAACCUUUGAAGACGUAUCCAGCGUUGAAUAUUCAAGAAGACCAUCUGUAGCUUUUGCCUGAAUGCGCGCUUAUAUGUUCAAGUGGCGCAUUCCGACCUUCGAUGACCAAUGGCAAUGACGCUGCUAGUCUGUGGACAUGAUCACUCCAUUUAGAGUAGAUUGAGCAUGCCGGAAGAGUGCGCGUUCUAUUAUUCGCCGUGAUUUAUCGUAGGCAAGACAGAUGCACUGCAGAUCUGCUUCACUUUAAACAUGUUUACGAGAGUUGUCACUAAACCCGCGGAACAUUGGUGGACAUCGUCAUUUGCGACUGUCGGACUAACGCCAACGAAUUCUAACGUCCAAUGGAGUCAUUGUGAUGUUUUUUGAUUGCUCAAGGUGCUAUCAUUGGGAACCUAUCAUUGGUGUUGCUCUGACAGGAUAAUUAGUCUUUCAAUCUGGAUCAAUCUUGAUGUAUAAUAUACCUCUCCUGUGCCACCGCCUGGUAGGACCCUAAACUGAAAUAAGAAGGCCGAACAGAGCGUCUGUAUUCCACCCUGGAAUGUAGACUAAUCGGUAAACAGUACUCUCACGUGGGUGCAUUUUGGAUUCGAUAAUAGCCGUCCGUGUCUUAUAUGCGAUAUGAACUGCUUUAAUUUCAGCCUCAAAUUUGGCAACUGUAAGUGUUAUCUUGCCCAUACAGAAAUUUGAUAAUCUGUUACUGCUGAUCACACAUAGAACGCUUUUUCUUUUUGAAUGAGGGUCUCUAGCUAGCUAUGCCAAUCUGCCGAUUCUUUAUCCGUGACCCUUUUGAGGCUUUGCAACUCCUUGGCUAAGGCACAUGGUUUAGAGACCCGAACUAGCAAGAUCGGAAAUUCAGUCGGCUAUCAGAGUUUGAGUUCUCACGAUCAACUAAUUUUCAUACUGGCUGUGAUCAUUUCCUUGUUUUCCUCCUUCACUUUCUCCUCCUCCAAAUCUUACCAAAACCAUGUGAACAUCCUCUUGUAUUUCGCAUUUUUACAGACGGAUAGCCAAGACCUUAUCUCAGCUCUAAUUGCUAGUGUCACGUCUGGGGGCGGUGGAGACAGUACUGCUGUCAAUAACGAUAAUCAGAGCCGCCUGCCCACCAGUCGUGCUUUGGGUAUUUUGCCGAUGGAACUGCGUCGCCUCGUGGACAGUCGACGCGAAGUGAAGAAGCUCAUCGCUGCGGCCGGGGAUUCCGAUGCUGUACGCUGUGCCCAGUGGAACAUUCGCCAGAUGGCUCUCAAAAUCACCGCAAACAGUGUUUACGGCUGUCUGGGGUUCGCCGCUUCUCGCUUCUGCGCCCGCGGCUUGGCCGCCCUGGUCACGGGUCUGGGCAGAGCCCUGCUCGUUAACACUCGCGACAUCGUGGAGAACAUGAACUAUGAGGUGCGUUCCCUCUCGCGCCCCAUGAACUACUGUUAAUAAGCCAGAAAUGGCCACUCCAGCCCCCCCUUCUCUUUGUCGGUAAUGUUAUUCUAAUUACUAUUCUCUCAUUAAUAUGCCAUGUGGUGUAACUGACGGAACUUUGGAUCUGCAUUUCUCUAUUUUGUGCACUAGCGUAAACCACACACACUUGCUACCUGUAAUAUUCCUUGUUUAUCAACCACCAUCAACGAAGUUCUUAGCAGAAUCUUCUUUGUCUCCAGCAACAGCCAUGGCUGCCUAUGGUUGUUGUGUUAUACGUUGUCUGGACAAUGUUAAACAACCCACUCGGGGUCUCCUCGCGUACCUCGAAGGUAACCUUGUAUAUGAUCCAAAGCCACUCAUAUGAUACCUUUAGGCCUUGGUGGCGGCACGCGAAAUCUAAUUCACGACCUCUUAGUAUAGGGACUAAAUUCUUUACUCAGCUUACGGUUGGGGUUUAGUCGGUGUUCAUGCUGUUAUUAUCACCAUUGUUAUGACCCCACAUGGUACACAACAAUAGCACCAGUUGUAUGCGUGCUUGACUGUUGUCCCAACCACUAACACAGCAGAGAACCAGAACGCGGUCGGCCAUGACAAAGUGUAUUCAAACCUGCAAGUCUUCUCAAGUGAAAAACUGCGUGUAUUUAUAACUUCCCGUUCAGCUUGGUUAGCGAUCCGUCCAAUGCGCUUAAAAGAGACCGGAAGAAUAGAGUAGCAUCUGGCAGAUAUGGACCAAUCACUGUAGCACUGUAGCUGGGAAGACACGUGAUCCGUUAGCUUGGCUGCUAGCCACCCGCUGCUUCCACAGGUGACGGAUAGUGGAACGACCUUCAGCGAAGGUUAGCCGCGAAAUAACCACGCUCGUGUCUGGUAAACAAGCAGUCGUAGACUGGUAGCAACAGUUCUACUAGGGUGCUAAAGGCUGGCGUCCAGCACGCCGACAGCCUUAAAAAGUGCCGCAAAACCCGAUGACGGCACUCCGACGUGGCGAUCGUGGACCGUCAUUAAAUACGUUUGCUUGCCACCGAUGCCUUCUGGUCAGGUUCAUGAACCAAAACACUAGAGGAAAUAACUUAAAACAAACAAUCAGAGGACUGUUGGGGACCCGCCUGUGCUCAUCAUUCCCAAGGAGCCUUGUAAAAAUAUGUCCGGUUGCAAUAUUCCCAUGCAAGCUAUGGCGUUCGAGGGAACCGACGCGCUCCAAAACCCUGGUUCAGUGGUGCGGGCGAAUAGUAUGCUAACUUGCCUACUUAGUCAGGAACGGACCCUAGGUAUUGGAUGCUAGAAUGUGCGGGCGUUUUUUGGACCCUGGUACCCUAAGUCUGAUGGCGCAAAGUCUGCAUUAGUACAAUGUGCAUGUCUGCUGCCUGUCUGGAGUCCGAAUUCCUGACUCAGGAUCCCGGGAGCCAGCUCAUGCUUCACCCACGCGCGCAGACAAGGUCACUAGAUAUGCCAGUCACCGCGCCAUUUCUCGCACCGGUCAACUGACCGGGUCGGACAGUGACUGGCGCCUGGAAAUAAGAAGGCAGAGUGAGGUGGACGACUCAGCGCAUUUUCCUUACUAUAAACAAUCUGAUGCUCUUGGAGCUAUCACGUUGCGCUAAAAUCCGUGGCUUGGAAGGUUGCCAACUAACUGGAUAACUUGAGUGUCGCAGUCGGCCCAGUUUUGUGUGUUUGCGUGGAGCGACGGGCAGGUGGUCUAAGAGUCAGGCUACAAUGGCUCCUUCUUAGUGUGUCCUUAUGGCCCUCCCACUCCAUGAGAUCCGAGCCGGAUGUGACGGCGCGAAUAGCUGCGGCUCCGGCCGUGCCAACCACCUUUUUGUUGGCGAUUAAAACCUGGUCACUUGCUAUGUGGACCAGGGGGUGUGGAGUGGAGCGCUAAGGUGCGGGCUCCACCGUGCUAUCCACCUUCGCCCCUCCCCCGUCUCUGGUCUCUUUGACUUUGUCCUGACACCGGGUCCAGGUGGGGGAGGAGAAGGGAAUGCGGUAGAUGCAGCGCAAGUCUGCGUUCACUAUUGACUAAAUCACGCACAAGUCACCGUCCCUACUCCGUCUUGCUGUGGAGCACAUGGUGAACAUCGUCGGAAACGACAGCCCAACUGUCCAAGGGUCACAUCUUUCGUCUCCGUGUACGCACCAACUGUAGCUGCCGAAGAGCACUAUGGAGAUAUUUUCUUCUCGCAGCUGCAAGCAUUAGUCGGAAGACUCCCCGUCGAGAUGUACAGGUUUUUGCCGGGGGCUGGAACGUCCGAACCUGGACCAGGCGACUCUUCCAGCAGUCGCUUGAUUGGCAACUUUGGGCUUGACUCUCCAUGCAACAAUGGUGAGAGAACGCUGAUCUUUGUUGACUGCUUGUUACCAACACGUGCCUCCAGCAGCACCACAGAAAAUUUGCUGGCCCAGUACUCAGGCGACGGUCAUGCGGCCAGUCAGAUUGAUCACACUAGUUCUUUCAAAGUUCUACAGCUGGGUUCUCCGUAGCAGAUGAAUGAUGAUACUAAAACUGGGAACGUCAAGAGGCCUUACUAUGGUCUCGUUCGCACUCGAAACAGCGCGUGCGAGGCUCCUUGAUGUUGCCAAAUUUUGACAGCCUUGCACCGCCAAGGCCCUGAGCAGAGAAAUCCGCUCCCGUUUCACGAUCCGAGCCGACGGAGUAGGCAGCAACCAACGGUCUAUAUGACAGCUGAGAAAAUUCUUGGGUAUACAUAGCGGCGCCACAGUGACCGGGAUCAUCGGACGAACCCGUCAGUUGACUGCUCAAACUGCUCGAGCCAGGUCCUAUCAUGAAUAUUCAUUCUGAUAACUCCGGAAAGUGACGGCAUAACGUUUAGGGAUGACCGAAAAAGGUAUUGGGCUAAAAUGGUGCCAUCCAUGGAACAGGCCCCAAACGUUGGUGACACUUGAGAAUUGUACGGAAUUAACUGUCAGAUUAGUGGUAUGUGACUCCAGAACGGGGUCUAAUCAAUAUGAAUUCCAAGGUGGGUGUGGAUGUGCCACCAGAUGUUCACGCUUAGGGGCAUUCUCGAAUUCCGCUAUGGCUACCGACAGCAGACGACAGUCUGUUUUCUUGACCGCCGCCGCGUUCGAUUCUGUUCAUCUCAAGUCCCUGUGGCUAAUAAUAAUGUUUGUAGAUGGUUUUCUGGGCAAAAUCAUCGCCAUGAUCAGUGCCUUCUACCACUCAGCCAUCGCUCAAUCUCUCCCAGCCCUCCGAUAUUCGGUUUGGCGUUCGGUACGGUUGUAUCCUGUCACUCAUUUUGUCCAACUACGCCAUUGAUUGGAUUUUCGGGAGCGUCCGACACGAAGUUGACGGUGUUGUAUUUGUACCCGGCCGCCGACUGACUGGUUUCGACUACGCUGAUGAUGUUGCCGUACUAGCACCAAGCUUUGGCAAUCUACAAAUUUAUGGUUUCACGGAUGAAUGAGGUCGCGAAAUUCCUCGGUUUAUCCAUAAAGGUUGGGAAGACGAAAGUGUUUUCAACCAAAUCGCUGAGCACGAAAAAGCACCGCUUGAGAUUAAUGACAGUCAGCUUGAAGUAGACAGUUUUAAAUACCUUUGGGGCGAAGCUGGUGCUGAAUGGGCAGAGUAAGGACGACAUUGUCUCCCGAAUGGAUGCUACUCGCCGGGUUUUCUCAAGCCGUCGAAAGUGUCUAUUGGCCCAAAGCGACAUCUCCAUCGCUACGACGAUUCGCGUGUACGGGACAUCUCUUCGGUCAGUCCUUCUGUAUGGUUAUGAAUGCUGGGCCGUGUGUGGAAGAUUAGCUAAAACCAGCGGUAUGUGACCAUCACUGCUUGAGGACCAUACUCCGAGCGAGGUACGCUCACAACGUCUCAAAUGAGACAGUACGUACUCGCUACGAAAACACCGAAAGGACCAAUCAAGAGAGCAGACUGCAGUGGUUUGGACACGUUUUCCGUCGUUCGCCUCACGAGCUUUGUGUUGCUGCCCUCGAUGCGACCCCGUUAUCCACUUGGAUGCGCCGAAGAGGUUAGAUCAAAACCUUGCUCCACACAGUCCAUCACGACAUGGAAAUGGUUCCCGGACCGUCGUUACUUAGUAACCGUUGCUGGCGGAGAGAAUGUGUUGAGCUGUCCAGAUCUGCUGCCGCGCAUCGUCACGCGUGGAGAAGUACAGUUGAGGAUUUCAUCGAGAACGUCGAGAUCAGACAUGUUUGCGGUCGUAUCAUGUACCAAACAGCACCGUGGAGAGAAGUUGUCGGCAGCAUGCUGGCAGGACGCAGGUUUGCGCGCGCGCGCGCGCGCGCUUUCUGGGGAAUGUAGACACCAAACAACCAUCAUUAGUAGUGGUAGUCGCAGUAACAACAGCAAAAAUUUUGCCUGGCAAUCUUUUAGCGAUCAUACCCCUUUCUCGAUAAGGUGUUCCAACUCUAAGGAGAGUUUCCUGAUAUGCUGUCCACGAGAUUUUUGGCGGCGCAUUUCUAAAAUUGUUACUUGCGUGGUCACACCACUGUAUACUCUGGAUUAUUCUUCGAAGCUGGCGACACGGGAGGAUUUCGUUUUUGCCUUCGGUAGGCAACGAUCAAGUUUCCGGAUAGUUCAAUAAUAUUGGCUGGACUCAGUCAUGGGAGACGUGGGUUUCAACCAUCUACCGUCGCUAAAGAUAAUGAAGGCCUACGUGGGCCGCAUGAGCCCCUUCCUCGCUGUCAUUUCUUUAGGCUGAAUACCGAGAUAGCGAAGUGCGUCUACAGUUGCAAUUGUCCGAUUCCACCAAACCGCACUAGGGCGUUUUGGGGCCUUUAACAGCUGUUUUAAGGCGGUUUGACGUUGCUAACAUUAAUCCCGAAUCAGUGUAGGUAUAUUCUUCGUCCCAGUUUCCCCUACCCCUUAUUCACCUCUCAUUACCCUUAUUCUCUCUUCUCCCUCCUGCCUGCCUACUUCAUUGCGCUUCAACACCCUUCAAUUUAGGUGAUUUACGGCGAUACAGACUCCAUCAUGGUCAACACAAACUCCAAGGAUUUGCUCAAUGCCCUCGCCAUUGGUGAAAAGGUAAAACAUGAGGUUAACCGGCGCUUCCGCCUGGUGGAACUCGAUACUGAUGGCGUCUUUGCAGCGAUGCUUUUGUUGGCCAAGAAGAAGUAUGCAGCCCUCUCCAUCGUCAAUCCCCUGACGUACGCUGAAAAGCUACGUGCACGGCAGCAGUCCUCUCAGGAGCAGAAGGGCACAGUCGCCGCAUUGCCGCCCCCACCCACAAAGGCCGAGUUGAAGGGUCUGGACAUUGUGCGUCGCGAUUGGUGUCGCCUUGCUGCCGAGGUUGGUAGGGCCUGUGUUGAUGCCCUACUCUCAGGCAAGCCAAGUGAACAGGUACUGGACCAAAUCCAUACGCAUUUGCGCACUGUGGCUGAACAAGUUCGUCAAGGCAGUCUACCCCUACCUGAGUUUGUGAUUACAAAGGUUCGUCGUGUGCAUUCUACUUCUUUCAUUCUGAUGCAAUUUUUUAGAAGAUGCUGGCUGCUAAAGGGAGGAAAAUGGAGAGUGCACCCUUGUUGUGAAGUGGACGUAAUUGUCGGCAAAAAUCUUUAAAAACCACUGUCUAGACAAAAGCGAAGAUAGCGACUUCGUUAUCGUUGAACCACUUAAUUAUCGCAAGACCAUCCAUUUUUUCACUAACAGAGGAUGGGGCUAGCAGACAGUAUAAGUAAUUAACGAUGGGGAAUAAAGGAGAAAGAGUACAGUUUCAGUUGACCGAGUAUCUGUUUUCUGUGUUAAUUCAUGAAAAUGUGCAUAGGCUAAUUGAGUAAGGAAAAAACAGCGACUCGCGUUUAGGAGGCGUAUUUUUUUAUCGAGGAUGCAGCGGGCCGUUAGCAACAGACAAGUGAGGGAGGACUGAUAAUCCAUAACAGAUGAUUCUUUGCAAGGGAUUCGCCUAGGGGCGUCGGGCAGCUGUGCCUAAAAAUACCUGAUUUGUUCUGCCUGAUUUUGAUUUCAGAUAACUCGAUUUAAUGUAAUUUUUAGUUAAAGAGGCUGAAAGCAUUACGCGGAAGUAUAAGGCAAUAUCUUUGGGGAAAAAGCCUUCUGUUGGAUGGGUUAACAGAGGAAAAUACAGGAUCUAGGCUGCGUCUAGUAGAUGCGGGGGUUGGAACAACCGUCUAUUGGAAAGCUUUACCGUCGUUGAGUGCCAAAUGUACCCCAGGGGUCUCUGCCAUCGAUUAUUGUCAAAGGGAGAGAGAGAAGUAGGACAAGUGAAGCGUCAAUGGAAUAUAAGGUGAGCAGUAGUGACAGAAGACAGCGUGGUAUCGCCAAAGGGUUGGUUUAUCCGUUAGAUCACCGUUGUUGAAAAGAACCACUAUCUCGUACGGACUCGAGAGCCUUUUGAACAAGUCUGGUAUUUUCUGUGUUCGAGUGUAGCCAGUCGUAAUUGGGGAAGCUCUGAGAUUUCCGAUAGUUCUUUAACGGCACUUUACUACGAUUUUGUACAUACCUUCGGCCAGUGACGCCGCUAUUUAGCGAACCCUAGAAUAUGGUCAAGCAUACUUCAUUCAACAAUGUGUUAGGGGUCAGAGCAUACUUUUGUGCGCCAUUGUUAUCUUCCCCCUUUAAAUCUAGCUCAUAUAGUUCGGAGCGACUGCUGAAGCUGCGCAGACGUUUCUGAAUGUUCCUGGCGCACUAACGGUCAAUUUUUUGUCGAUUUUUGAAGGAAACGUCCUUCAUAAUGAGUGUGGAAAGUGCUACAUUUUCUAUCAAGACUCGAACACAAAUUCUUUCGUUGAUGUCACCAUUACAAUAACCUCAAACCCGGGUUGGGAACUUUCAAAAGCCCCAACUUGCGUAUGAGCGCAGACUGUAGUAUUAGACGUUUUUAAAGAAUCUGUGUAAGUAUUUUUGUGUACAACUUUUUGCAUAAAUUUUGGUAGCAAUUCUCUGAACUUCCCGCAAAGACGUGUGUGCACGCCACUUCCGUAUGAUCUAACUUAAUGUAUAUAAGAUAGCAACCUCUGCGACACUACUUCCUUUUAACACAAAGCUCCUUUCCAUGAUAUAGAUGAAGAUUUGCAAAAAAACUUGCCAGUCUUACGUGCUAUGGGCUAUGACAAGCAAACGCGCAAAAAACCUUACCAAAAUCUAAUUAAGGGCAUUCUGGUAAACGCUUUUGCAUAAUACUAGGGUUGCCUAGUUUCACUAACUUCCGUUAAUGGAGGGUGGAGGACUUCAACUCGAUGUGCAUUAUCAAUAACUAGACUGUCUAAACCCACCGGCUGUAUUAGGGUGCAGCACUGAAUUUAACCUGAGCAAUUUUCUUACGCUCAGGUCAGCAAACAUAGGAGAUCCAUGUUGAUAAUCUGAGAAGUGUGAUGAACAGUGGAAUUGAGUGGUUGACGUUUCAGAGGGCAUGGCCAGCUCUCGAUUAGCAAAACGUUUUGCGCCAAAAAUCGAGCAUAAUUUUGAAUAAACAGACGAAUUAGUUGGCCUUUGACCGAUCGAUUUUCUUCUUUGGCUGCCCCAGCCUUCUAACCCUUGCCUGAAUUUCGGCGGCCUCCUGCGUUGUUUGUCAUCACCUCAACGGGGUCGGUUGCAUCUGUGCUCCCCUAUGGGAAAAAGUCGAUGGGGCGUGUUUGGUCGAUAUUUUUAAGCUCCGUGUGACCGUCUUGUCCUAGUAAUGGCGUAUGCAAUGACGCAAGACUUUAUAGGCCGCAGGAAGGUAUAGAUGCCUGUUGAUGCGGUUGACAUCUGGCCUCAAGUGUGAGACUUUCUGUGUUUGAGGUACUCCGGCUUAAGACGACAGCGCCUUGGAGGUCAAAACUAUAACCAGUUUCUCCGACGUGAGUCGCAAGCUGUGAGUUCGGGCCUGGUCUUAGAGUUGCCAGUUUGUGUUUGUGUAGGCGGGCCUCCAAUUUCCAUUCGGUUUCCCCAACGCAGUCGCAGUCUUCAUCUUUACAACGUAUUUAAUAGGCAACUGCUGUGGUUUUAGUGGGGGUUGCCAUGUGUCUUAGGGUUGCAUUAAAUGACGACGAACUAUUGCCUGGAAUCGACGACAAUGCUCACUAACGGGUUGUCACAGUCGUGAAACCACCUUGGAGACUCCUUUACUGUAAAGAAUAGCCCGCCGCUGAUUCAGUGAGCCAAUCGCAUUUCUCAGUUUUCUUACGGAAACGCGUAUUUUUCUAUGUUUUUGCACAAACUGAUGUUCUCUCUCCCCUGUCCUCGCCGCUAGAUGUUGACAAAGAACCCCGAGGACUACCCAGACGCCAAGUUGCAGCCACACGUGCAGGUUGCUCUGCGUUUCAAUCAGGCCACAAAUUUGGGCGGCGCUACGGCGACUUCAAGUAGCCGACGUUUCCGUGCCGGUGACACUGUGGAGUACAUUAUUUGCGAAGACGGCACCAAUCGAUCUGCUGUCCAGCGUGCCUAUAGCCCCGCCGAGAUGUCCGGCGAGUUCCGACUCAUUAAGCAAGAUGGUUUGUCCGCAGAUCUCUCUCUCUCUCUCUCUCUCUGCGUUUUACUUAAACUUCUUUUGUGCUUCAUGUGGUUUUCCAGCCUACAGGCCGUCUGUAAUCCGCAGGUGUAAUUUCAUGAGGUCAUUUUUCCCACACUUUUUAAAGGCAAAAAUAGAUGGGAGCGGGGUGACUGACUUGCAAAGCCCUGCACAAGUGUCGUUUACGAAUCAAUCCUAACUGCAGCACGAAAUUUAGAUGCUCCGUCUCGCUCUAGAAGUAAUUUUUAACACCCUAGCCUAGCAAUAAGCACUAAGUCAACAGAGGCAAAGGACACUAUGUUAGAAUUGCGCUUAACGAUCAUUUUACGGGACAUGCUCGUUCCGAUGUGUCUUGGGACCCAAUCUAGAGCCAACUUAGCCACUCGCACGGCGACCAAGAGUACAGGCCGAGCAGAGUACCACCAAAUACAAGGAAGAUUGGAGUGACCAUUUCUGGCUUAUUAGUCAUCAGUCAGCCAUACCAAACUUGGACUUGGGAUUUGGACCCGGGAUCCUUAGUCAUUGAGUUGAACGUUGUACCACUGAAUCACGGGCCGGUUGUCCUAUCGGUUGCUAUCCGGAAUACCAACUAUAUAGGGAUUACGUUCACUGGUCGGGCAACGAGAUAUACUCGUUCCGAGGUGCCUUUGAAUUCAAUCCAGAGCCAACAAAGGACACCAGAACCGUAAUUUAUGAUCAAUCUGCCCCGUCGGUCAGUUAUACCCAAACUGCAGGUCUCUAAGAUCCGAGGCUCAAAUCCAUACCCAGUCGUCCAUUGAGCCAUUCGAUCUACCGCCUGAAGCACGCACUCAAGCUUUUUAUCUUGUAUUAUUGCUUUCCGACAACGACAAAUAAGCCAAAAGAAACCAUCUCAGCCCCUUUUGCUUUUGCCAUGCCGGAUUUGCUUUUAUUCAUCUGCCAUACCGUGACAGUCCACAGAGGGCCUUAGGACCAAUGUUUGCUACUACGAGACACGCGGUAUAGUGUGCCAUCCUAAAUACCCAGCAUUAGAAGCAAAAAUUAUCAGUUAAGCCCAUUGUUGAGUAUUGUACUAGGUACACGAUUUACCGUACCGACAGCACAGGAACUAGCUGAGAGCCCAGGCACGUUUUCUGCCACCGCAUGAAAGCUACGAUGGGUUCGGCUCAUCAGUGCCUCCCCCUACGUUCCCCGAGUACCUUCUGACAGAUAAUCAAAUUUUAAAAUGUCAAAUUUUAUAAUUACUUCGGAACGUAAUGCGUUAACUUCGGGAUGAAUCAUUCGGAUUGAAGCUUGAUAGGCUCAGUCCGGCAGUUUAUAUGAACAUUUGAGCUGAAAUCCAUCAACUACAGCGUAAUAACUGCGCAGUAUUCAUAAAAUGCUACACCAUAGAUGUAGCUGAUGGAUUUCGGUUCAAAUAUUCACGUCAAUUUUCGGACCAGGCAUAUAAAGCUUCAUUCUGACUGAUUAACACUAAUUUGAUGUUUCAUCUCUGAAAUAUUGUACCGGUCUCUAUGGGAGGUCCCUAUCAUGUGUUGCAGGACACAGUGCGAGCGAAAUGGAUGCAUUGUGCAAUCAGAUCAAAUUGGUAAACUUAGCCGCCUCCAACACUAUCCUUAAGAAAAUUUCGGUAUCCCUGUCAACCACUUCCUCUCUCCUCUUUACAUGUGCUUGGAUUACCCAAGCUUGUAUUCAGGAGAAUCAACCACUUGUGCACAUAGUUUCUCCACCAAUCGUUUUGCAUCCAUUCAUGUCAACGACUACGCCCGAUCUCUCAUCUCCGGUCGGCCUGAUUCUGUUUUCGCACAAGUUCACGAUGGGAAGAUUGAGGCAAUUUCUGCGCGACAUCUUAUUCCUAUCAAACUACCGCGUGUAAUUCCUCAUUAGACCGCAUAUUUGCACAAAAAGGAUAUCUUAUCAUUGUCGGAGAGACAGAGUCGUCCAUUUCGUGGCUAUGCGCAAAAUAUUCCUUUGUUUCUACACGUUAUUGCCGUUGUAGGGGUAAAAUUGCACAGACCUCCAGAUUAGGAUUUCUACAGGCGGUGGUGUUUCUGCCCUCUCCAAGAUAAUGCGAUCAAUUACGCUGGCCGCACUAGACUCCCAUGACCUUGGCAGUCGAUAUUUAGGUUCACAAAAGCUUUCAUAAUGAACUUUAAUCACUUGGACUAAUGGCCUCUGUCAGACAAAGACGCAGAAGGUCGUAUUUGUGGUUUGCGUCAUUUACCAGCACAGGUAUUCACUUGGUAAUGUCGAUCUCACCCAAGAACACCUCAAGAACCACACUUUGCAUGAGAAAAGAUCUUUUAAAGUAACCCCUUAUUAGAUCAAGUGCACAACGUCUGACGCGCCCCCACACACAGGUCAUCGGGAUUUUUAUUACUAUGCUUUGUCAGUUUCACCAUCUGCUGCGGCCCCUGCUGUUGGCCAGGCUGUCCACUAACCAUCUCAUUGACCCCCUGCCAUACAUUCUCCGUCAGAGUUUACUCACCUUGCUUCAUUCCCUCUAAGUGCAAAAUGAUCCCCACACUGUCGAGUCUAACUGCUCCUGCUCGGGUUAUCUGUUUCCAGUUUGUUUUCAGCACUUUCCUGCCUUGCGCACGAUGAGGAAUUCCGCUGACUCUAAAGAUUGACGAAUACGCCUUUUCUCUGUACUGAGCCUGAUGCUUAUGCUCAUUAAGCAACUGUUCUGCGUUCGUCUGGCGAACUGAAAUUGCUGGUACAUGGGGCCCGCUGAUAAGCAUAUCGCCAACUAGACCUAUUUCUGAAUUUACAGGAGGAGGAUUUGCUGAAAUUAGUAGAUCUAUCAAAGCUACCCUUGCUGCGUUGCUUGCCGCGGUCAGCCAACCACACCUGCCCACCGAUUGAUGUGAGGUCGGCCUGACCGCUGGGCUGUUAGAUUUGUUUUCUGAUAAUGGGCAAAAGUUUUGUUAAAGAUUGCCUCACUGGGAUGGGAUAUGCGCCACCCGAGGGUUCUUGUUUUAUUGUGUAGUAAGUCUGCGAUUAACAUGAAAGAUGCCUGGCUUCAGGCGGCAGUCUUAAUUGUCGAGUUUUACAUAUGUGCAUUCCUUUCCGUCUUCAUAGGCGAUUCCGAGAAUCACAAGACGCAGCAGCCCGUCAGCCUCAAAGUAGAUGUACAAUACUACCUAGCGCAUCAGAUCCAUCCCGUCGUCUCCCGUCUCGUUGCGCCCAUAGAGGGCACCUCUCCGGCGCACAUUGCUGAUUGCUUGGGUCUGGACCCGACUGCCUACCGUCGAACCAUGGCCUCUGCCGGUGAAGAGGGUCUUAAUGAGGUAAGCGCCUGGAUCCCAGUCAGCUGCGAGCCUGAAUGUGGAGCUCUUCGCCUCAAGCUGUUGAUCUCAUACUAUUACCAUGGUGGGAAAAGGCCAGUAAACUGGAAAUGGGACAGAAGGGGGGAGAAGGAGAGGGAAAUUUUUGAGAAUAAAUGAGGAGCAAUUUUGGUUAUUAGUACGUUGAUGGCAUAGGAGUGACAUUAACCUCGGUUGCUUUUUGUCAUCUCUCAAGAUUUCCGACCUGUACAACUGGAUAGAUCUCGAACUACUCCGUUUUAGGACCAAGUGAGGUUUUUACUCUCCAUAAAUCUUUUUAUUGUCAACCGCGCCGUUCUGUCUUCCGGUAAGCCCAGAUAUCAUCUUGAAAGAUAGGAGCUGGCUUAUUAUCUAUCUGACGGGGCGCUGAAAGUACGUCUGGACACCAGGUGUCGACGUACUUGUGUGCUGUUGAUCAUCAGGCAAACCCCACUACCCACCCAGCAGUUCUAACUUAACUUUAUCAGGCAGAAACCUCAAUGUCAGAGAUGCUGAUUGCUGAUUAGAUUUGCAACAGCUUCCUAUUUCCUAAACACCGUCUCACCACCGUUGAUGUCCAGGCAUCUAUGUCCUAUAGCUCCCAUAAAUUCUUUUUCAGUAUGCUAGACAUUUGACCUAACCUAUCCUAUCCCGUGGGCCACUUGGCGAACAUAGAGUUGCACUUAGUUGCUGGCAAAAUAAUACUAUAAGUAGUUGAAUAAACAAGGGCUCGUCAGUUAAGGGGGUUCCUGCACUCCGUUUAAGGUGGAAAGAACUGGAAGGUGGAAACUGAGAAUUAAGCUGUGGGAUGACCUCAGAUAAUUAACUUGGCAGGCAAAACGGUCUGGAUUAUCUCGGGCCUAGAUUACGGUAAGUCCACCGAGAUGGUGCUGAUAGCUGUCAUUUAGCCGGGAAGAGUAUGUGCGUAUCUAUAAAAAGUCUUGUAUGAGACCUGCGCAGGUUGGUAGAGCCACAUCACUUGACCUGCCUCACCCAUGAUUCUAUUAUAUUUAAAUUUAAAAGGUUGGCAUGGAGAUGUGCGGCUGGUGCAUUUAACAUCCAGGUCAUUCUGCGUUUAGUGUGCGCAGUCGCAAUCUCUCUUUAUUGGGGAUGAAAGUGGUUCAGACCUCACAUCAGAUGUUGGGCCUCUUGCACCCAGGCAGCACUAUGCUCAUAAGGGGCCUUUUUGACUAAAGUCAACACCACAUACAUGCCUGCCUGUCCCUGUGGAUCUGCAUCUCUUACUAAGGCACGGUCCCCUAUUAGCUUUCUCCUCGUAAGGGCUCCCAAGACGAGCUGCGGUGUUGUGCCGGAGUCACAGCGGGUUGCAGCACGUCUCAGACGGAAGCUUUACGCCGAGACCGACUGCAAUUCGACUGGCGCACUUUUGAGUUGUCACCACUUGCUAAAAGCCGUGGCUUGGGGUUGUCAACUUUACUGGUAGCUUUGUCUUCCACAGGUCCGAGGGCCGCGGACCACGUUGUCCUUUAUGGCAACUCCCACCGGUAUGAGGUCCGCUUUGUGCGGGGCAAAGGGACAACACGUGUGUGACACUCACAGGCGUUGGUUUAGCCUGCUUAGCCGUUACGCCUACGCCCAUAUGCAGUUGACUUGAUAUUUAUCUUGUCGCUGGCAUACGAUUGUUGUGAAACAAUAGACUAAGUCCGAUGUCCCGAAAGUACGGUUCGUGCUGAAUUCGUCGCUGCUUCCCCGGUCAUUGGUGGCCGUCAUUGUAUGAUACGGACAAGUUGUCAUAUAUUGGAGGGGGGGGGGGUAAGUCUUUAGGUUAUUCCCGUGUGGCAAGUACCUAUGUUGGCGUCUUAGACAGGACCCUACCUAACGUGUAGAAUUUCGCGGCAAAUUCCCUUUUGGCCUGACUUCACUAAGUUUGACUUUGAAGGUAACUAGAAACCACCGGUACCUGCAGCAGUAGUUCUUGUGUCCCAUUUCAAAACACUGAAUUUCGCUUUUCACGACACCGUAACAACAAUCACCGAAAAGUCAUCAGACUAGGACACUCGAUCAGCACAUCAUCAUCACAUCCGCUACAUUAGAUUCGCCACACUCGUCCAGAUUGUUACAGCGACCCUGGACUCAGUACCACGGCCUCUGACGUAUAAUUUAGGGGGCAGAACGAUGUUUAGACCAACUUUGGGAAUGACUUGCCUCGACAGGAUAGCAUAAGCUGUAGGGUCCUUUCGUGUAUUGUUACAGGGUAUCGGCUUCUGUCGUUGAUAAUCUUCCCAUCUUUUGCGACAAAAAUCAGACACGUUCUCUGCCCGUCACGCCUAAUGGUGUCGAGAAACUAAUUCUGGACACGAGUGCCUGUGUCUUUUAGGACGCCGCCCAGAGUUGUGACGCCUACAAGAUGUCUUGACGAUUCGUUUGGUCAUUCACGAAAGGGUCGUUUGCAUACUGUAGGUUUAUAAACAAGCCCGUCGAACUCUCCUUAACAGGUCCGCCGUUUUUCCACACCAACUUUUUCUGCUUCAGUCAUUUUAACCCAUUGUUAUUACCAUAACUUUGGUUAGCCUCUCUUAACUGAACCCUGGACGUCUGUGUCAGCAUAUUGCCAGUUGGUCUGUUUGGUUUUGAGAGGACGCAACCUGUAUCAGGCUCCCAGCUGAAGGCUCUUUUAAUAGUUCUGGCAAAUCCCAACACAUUUCUGCGUUACGGAUGAUCCUUCUCCCCCUCUCUGAAUGCCAGUCCCCUCUUAUCACAGGUGGAGAACUACGAUGACGGUGGUUCCUUCUUCUCGGGCGCUUUCAUGAGCGAGGCUGAUCCCCUCACUGUCGUCUGUCCCCGGCAGAAGGAGACUGGCUGUACUGGCGUGGCAGAACUUCGAAUGUCUCCCUUCUCACAGGCCGGCCUGGCCACCUGGGUGGUAAGCCGCACGUCACUUGUCUAUGCACGACCAUGCCUGACUUUUAUUUUCCCCAGUGCGUUUCUGGCCGGUCAGAGAGUUUUUUGGAGAUUAAGUUUACUUGACUUGCAGACUGUUCAACAGACAAGUGCAGAUAUGAGCUUGUGAAGGUUGCCGAUACUGAUUUUGCUCAUUUCACUUUUGAGAAAGCCUGAUCCACAAACUUUGCUGAUUCCUUCAAUGCCACCGUCAGUUUUAGGUCGCUUGAACCAAUAGACGGUCGGUACAGUGUAUGCACUUUAGAGAUCUGUGCGUCUAUUGACUGAUUUCUCAAAAGUCCCAUUUCCAAUCACAUAUAUCCGCCAUUACCUCCGAGGCAGUGAAAUCUAACCCGUGAUCCUGCACGUGUUAAAAAGUACCUUUGACUAGAAUAUUCACCCCCAUUUUGCUUCUGUCCAGUUUUCAUACGGGCGUUCGUGUAGUCUUUUUCGCUCUCUCCCCGUAGUCAUCUCUGUUUUCCUGUGACGGAAUUGCGUUCACUGACCAUAUUGCAGGACAUGACCGCCUCGGGGCUCAUUAUAAAGUUCCCGCGAAGUCGCUUGGUGACUAGCAAUAUGUACAGGAUGGAACAUCGUCAAAGACAAGGACGGUACAGCAUAUUGACAGACUGCCAGGACCUGUCAGCGUGGCGGUCUGGAGAAUCUAGUCAUGUGUUUGUGUUCUUACUGUCCGUUUGAUCCCUCAGGGACACCGAAAACGUCCUACGUUGUUUUCGCUUACGCCCACCGGCUUCCGCAGGAAUGCGCGCACUGAAAAUUUGCGAAAGGUAGUUUUUUAAAGAGGUAUUUACUUCCUCGGGAAGUGUUUUUCGAUACGGGUUUUUCUUUGAACAAUAUGGCCUCCGUCGCCCUAGCAUCGUCUCGUGAUAGUGUCGCUCAGUGAUGCAUCCUGAUUGCAGGACAAAAUAUGCGCCCUACGUUUUGCCUUGGGGCUUCCGUUUCGAUACUGCGGUCGGUGCCCUCCAGCCGUCUCGGAUGUGACUGACUAACGAUGACAGGUAAACCCCAAAAACGGUCGCUCUGGUCCGCCUUACCUUUAUCGGCAAUACUCACCUUUGCCGCAGGCUUUCCUGGCGUAUUUUUUUAGUUUGACUGGUCCGCCACUUCGGAACUCCCCUUCCGACGGAGUUGAGAUCGUCCCACUUGAGCUCGCAGCGCAUCGCAAAUAAGAUUCUUAACCGCGAAGGUGAUGACGACAAGUAAUGGGCGGCAUAUUCUGUCUUCACUUAAACUGGCAGGUGGUUGCCUGUUCGUAACCUCUACCAGUCUUUCAGAUCUUGUUUGUUUUGGGAAGCCAAUUCAUCAGUGUGCGCCUGUUAGUACAAGAAUUCCCUAUGUUUAGAUCGGAAAAACUCUUCAAGUCGGCUUUACGUUUCUACUGCCAAAUGUUUACCCUUUUUGUGAUUUCAUGAGCCUCUGAAGAUUAAGUAAGGUAGAUGGCGCCUUUACUUCCACUGCAUGUGCGCUCCUGUGUGCCUCCGCUCCGCGCAUGUUAAGGUCCCUCAAAGCUGAACCUGCCGACCAGAAAACCAUGGUAACUCGCGCACUCUUGAAGUCUUUGUGACUCCAACGUGGGACUUAAUGGAUGGAAGAGUGCACGUGUAACUGCGAAACGUUAACCUACGUCGCCUACCUACCCACGAAAACUAUUACGUUGGACCAGCUCCACCUUCUUGAUGUUCAGGUAGAUCAAUCGCCUGCUUUGUCACGUCCAGUCUAUACUUAGAACUCAGGAAAGGGUCGUCGGACACCUGCUGCACCUGGACACCGACCACCAAAGUCUCCCACUCAGCAACCAAACAGAAUCACGUAAGGAUGACUGCAGGAGAUUGUGACGGGUGAAUUACCAAACGGUGUGCUCAAUGUGACAUUGCACAUUGCUCCUAAACCAGUUUUCCGGACUUUCAAUUGGGGUUAAAUGUAAAUGCUAUUUCGAAUACCACAGUUCCAACAAAACGAGGGCUGGGUUUUUCACCGAGAUGGCUGCUUCAUAUUCACCCACCAAUGCUUAACGGCAUUGCUGAUCGGCUAUUGCUACCCUUUUUUCUCCCUCAGUGUCCCCAAUGUGGUGAAAACCUUCUAAAGAGCCCAUCUCAGGCUUGCGCUGUGGUAAACAGACUCGUGCUACAGGCUCGCCGACACAUUGUCGACUACGAGACGGGCUGGCUCGUCUGCGAGGACCCCGCCUGCGGUCUGGCCACUCGUAAUCUCGCCUGUCCGCCUGUGAAUAGUAGCACAACUGCCACCGACGACUCAGAUGAGGAAACAAAGCGGAUUUCCGGCACCGGCGCAUCCGGCCUCUGGACGGCUGCCGGAAGACCCCUAUGCCCUGCCUGCGGAGGCCAGAGCGUGUUGCGCCAACGGUAUUCUGAGGCUCAACUCUAUCGGCAGCUCAUCUUCUUCCGUCACCUUCUGGAGCCCACAGCUAGGACGGCCUCGGAAACACCAGGCAAGUAUUGUCCUCCCUGUCGUUUAGCACGCCCUCUUCGCCAAACCUUUUUCCUCCAAAUCAAAAAUAGUCACAAUAUGCCUCGUUACUAAGGUUAGAUAUUUAUUCUGGAAGAACAAGUGCUUGUUAAUGUUGUAUUUGUCUUUCCGGGCAAAACGUUGAAUCCAUACUUCCGUGGGCAUGAAAACAUGCGAUUUCUUUUAACAUACUUACAUGGGAAAGAUUUCCAGAGAUGCGCUUGUCGGAUGAUCAUAUUUCGAUUGUCGUUGUCCUCUUAAUCAGAUUGCCGAGGAUCGUUUCCAUGGUGAUAUUGUCGUUAGGAAGAUAUCUCGGUGCCAGCCUGUUUUCCUUUUGCAUUCCCAGUACACCUAUGGCUUUUCCGAGCCUGUCAGCUUGCUGGGUUUGAGAAUGGAUGCAAGGCCAUUUCGGCGUGGGCCUCCGCCUAACGCAUGCCACACACAAACUUCGACACAUUCGUCGCCCAUCACCUCCGACACUGGUGACCUUGAUCUCACGAUUUUUGCACGGGCGAUUAUUGAGUGGGUGAUGCGUCUGUGAGCGGUGAAGGAUGUUUCAGCCAAUGUUCUCUUAUAUGUGCACAUCGCCAGCGACCGAGUUCGCGAGUACAGUGUGGGUAGAGAAGUCUGGCAUGACAAAUGCUCGCCAGACCUCCGGUCACUAGUUUUUCAGCCCUACUGCAAUAGAUUCCCGGGUGUUAAACUAGACAUUGCCCGAUUGGAGCAUGUCAUCACAUUGGGAGCAAACUGGCACCGCAUCUGCACUGUUGACGACUGCCCUCUGUGCUCUGCUGUUGUCUCUAUUUUGGUAGAUUUAAGUGUCUGAAACCGAAACUCGAUCGUGACAUCAUAGUGGACACACGCUGACAGAGGCGGUGUUGGGCCUCAGCACUGCAGUCUUGCAUGCUUUUCGUUGCACCUUGAUGUUGAACAUUCGACUGGCUUCGAAUAAUGCUUUUUACAGUUUUUCCGUCUGUUUAUCAUGCCUGUGUCGAUCCUACUCAGGCGUUUCCUAAUCCUCGUAUUCACUUCGAGGAUACUUCAAGAUAUAUUUGAAUCGCCGUUUUUAGCCAUGUUGCAUGCAUGCGUUUGUAUCGACGUCUCUAUGGAAGAGUUGCUUCGACAGGCGUAAAUAAUUCCUUCUUUUGAAAAACUCGGCGGCCUUGAUGGAAUCAGCUGGAUCAUUCCAAACCUGCCAGGAAACACCUAUUAUCAACGGUAUAUUUAAUAUCGCCGUAACCUGUCCCAUAGUCACCGCUCACGGCAGGAGUAAGCUAGUCGGACAUCUCCAGAUACACAGUAGCACCAAUCACUAAAGUGGUCUGCUCAACCCACCACGCAACCCCCAAAAGCAAGCCGAUUAAGAUGGCCAUCGCUGAUGACUUUGGGCAAACUACCAGAAGAGCUGACAAAUUAAUUGAAAUCCUGCCUUCAUUAUCAGUCUUGAUCAUGUAUUCAGACAAAAAUCGAAUAACCUAUAUCGUCACUAACUAGCAUGUAGUUAACCAAUACAUUCGGAACAAAAGGACAAUUGGGACUGGUGGGGUAGAUAAUACCUAACAGUAUUUUCAGCAGAAGGCAACUAGAGGCUGUUUUAGUCAUAUGUUGCCGGUAUGUUGUUGUUAUUGACCGGGGCGUUGUCUCGUCGGUCAUCACCGAGCCGUAAGUGCCUCUUCUUUAUCGCUAGUAUCAGUGAUUUGCACGCGGAUGUCUGGAUGAUCGACCCCUCAAUACCGUCCCCUGGAGCGAGGGUCAUCUGCCUGCUUUCCGUGUGUUCAAUGCUCAUCGAAAGCGGCACUUCAUUAAAUGCGGCCGCCCGUCAAACUCCUGUUGUCUGUCUGAGUUGGGGAUUAAGUCAUCAUUAGUAAGGAGUCUUUUCUUCGGACGGACUGUUUCUGGUCGAAGCGAUACUGACGGCCCCGCAUCCUGACGCUGAAGUCCGGAGGACCGAGUUAUCUGAUCUAUUGGUAACCCUCUAAGUCACGACUUCUAACGCGUCCGGGUUGCUAUGACAGCAGUUUGACCGUCGUUUCCGACCAUGUUCACCGUGUGCUCCACAGCAAGGCGGAGCAGGGACGGCGACUUGCGCAUGAAUUAGUGUAUAGUGAGGGUAGACUUGCGCAGCAUAUGUCGCACUCUCAACUGCUGCCUCCCGAAUUCGGUGUCAAGACAAAGUCAAGAAGACCGGAGGCUGGAAAAGCCGUAAGUGGAUGACACGAUCGAGCCCGCACCUUGGCGUUCCACUCCACACUUCAUGGUCUACCCAGUAAAUGACCAAGUUUUUUAACCAACAGUAACAGAAGAGGGGCUGGCACGGCCGAAGCUGCACCUAGGCGUGCCGCCCACAUCCGGCUCGGAUCCCACGCAGUGGGAGUGCCAUAAAGGCCACAUUAAGAAGGAACCAUUGAAGCCUGACUCUGAGUCCGCCAGCCCACCACUCCAUGCAAACAAACACUGAGCUGACUUGGAGGUCCGGAUUAUUCCGUCAGUUGGCAACCUUCGAAGCCACGGCUUUUAGCGCCCCGUGAUAGCUCCAAGCAUGCCAAAUUGUUUAUAGUGAGGAAGAUGCACUGAGUCGUCGAUCCUACUCUCCCUUCCCAUUCCCAGGCCCCAGCCACUGUCCGAGCCGGUCAGUUGACUAGUGCGAGGAAUGGGCAUGGUGGCUGACAUAUCUAGUGACCUUGUCUGCGCGCGCCACACGCACGACCUUAUCCCCCAAACACAAGCGUCAGGAUUUCACACAACAGGGUUGAGCCGCGUGAAUUUUGCAUGCGUGAGAGUGCCGUAGGUCACGUCAAGAGGGAUCCGCUUCGGCCUGGCUCUUAGCCCACCAGUCUGCCAUUACACAACUGGGCGGACUGCGAAUUGCCAUAAUGUGGGAAACUCACACAGACCUGACAUGUUUACAUUUUUCUUUCAGUCAACCUGCAGAGCGCUGUCAGGGAGGUUCUUCAAAACGGUCUCAAACACGUUUACCGGCUUCUUUCCCAUUCUGCCUUCGCAAUGGUGGAUUUGGGGCACAUCUUUGCGGGCCUUCGGAUGCGCACGACACCCGGAGCGCACUAA